Oncorhynchus tshawytscha (Chinook salmon) is the source of this 84520-nucleotide messenger RNA. RefSeq names its product titin-like. Gene Ontology annotation, biological process: protein phosphorylation. The record is from RefSeq and is a predicted model, not a curated record. Gene Ontology annotation, molecular function: protein binding; protein kinase activity; ATP binding. NCBI's taxonomy places the organism in Eukaryota, Metazoa, Chordata, Actinopteri, Salmoniformes, Salmonidae.
CCAGCCUUGCCUCGGGUGUAGGGAUUGCAUAAGGAAAAAAAACAAAACUACACAGCUACACUGUGUGGUUUUGUUUUUUGGGGUUUCUUUGAGGCUAAACUGUUCUCACAUUGGAUUUUCUGUCAACAUUUCUGGAUAAGGAGAUUUCUGAUGAGAUAAAACUCCUGGGCUUCCCCCAAUCAAAUCCAGGCACUCUUGUGGAUACAAGGUGCCGUCCACAAUGUCAACACAGGCACCAACAUUUACACAGCCUCUGCAAAGCGGUGUGGCACUAGAGGGUAGUGCUGCAACGUUUGAGGCUCAAGUUAGUGGUAAUCCAGUUCCUGAGGUGAGCUGGUUCCGUGAUGGCCAGGUUCUUUCCACUGCCGCUCUGCCCGGCGCACAGAUCUCGUUCAGCGAUGGCCGCGCUGUUCUGAUGAUCCCUGCUGUGACAGCCGCGCACAGUGGAAGAUUUUCUGUGAGAGCCACCAAUGGUGCUGGACAAGCCACUAGCACCGCUGAACUUCUUGUUACAGCGGAGACCGUGCAGCCCAACUUUAUUCAGAGACUUCAGAGUAUGACCGUGAGACAAGGAAGCCAAGUGAGACUGGAUGUUCGUGUUGCAGGAAUCCCUACACCUGUGGUAAAGUUCUACAGAGAGGGAGCUGAGAUACAGAGCUCUGCUGACUUUCAGAUUGUUCAAGAAGGAGACCUUUACAGUUUGUUGAUUGCCGAAGCCUUCCCAGAGGAUUCUGGAACUUACUCUGUAAAUGCUUCAAACAGCAGUGGACAGGCUACCUCCACUGCUGAACUACUGGUUCAAGGGGGAGAAGCUGUGCCUGCCAAGAAGUCCAAAACUGUUGUGUCAGCCUCCUCUCAGACCAGAGUUGAGACAAGGAGUAUGGAGGCUCAUUUUGAAUCCUCAUCCAUGCAAAUGCGUGUUGAAGGUGGUGUAGUGAGCCACCAAGCACACAUGACCCCACCACGUGUGCCUCCAAAGCCAACCUCAGGCGGACGUCAUCAGUCACCAUCACCUGUGAGACGUGUCAAGGUGCCCACUCCGGCCCCUGUCAGGCCUGUAUCUCCCUCAUCAAGACUGUCUGUGUCCCCAAUCAGACCAGUUAAAUCCCCACUGACCACACGGAAAAAGGUAGCCCAUGGUCCUAAUGUCCCCCCACCAUGGAAGCAGGGAGACUUGAUAGAAGGUUCCAGCAGCUAUUCCAGCAGCAGGACUUCUAGUGCCACCCAUGCCCAGGCCUCCAUGUCUGCCACCCAUGCCCAGGCCUCCAUGUCUGCCACCCAUGCCCAGGCCUCCAUGUCUGCCACCCAGGUUCACAUGGAGCAGCACUGGGAGGGCUCUUAUGGAUCGCAAACGACUGGUGCCGCUGUAUCUGGUGUCGCUGUGAGAGAGGUUGAGGGUGGGAAAAAAGCGGAGGCAAAGGCUACAGUUGUUGCUGCUGUUGACCUAGCACGUGUUCGGAAGCCAAUGCAUGGAGAGAGGGGUCAUGCUGGAGAGGAAACCAUAGAUUCUGAUAUAAAACAGCAGUCAAUGCUGUCUACCACUGAGCAACAAGUCACAGUGACAACUGAGGCUGUGCAUAUACCAAUGAUACCACCAAUGGCAAUUCAAACAACAGUUGAUGACCAGAGUAUUCAUGUAACCCAGAUACAAAGAAGUACAGAAACUACUAUCGCCCACGUGGAUGCUGCUCCUGCGCCAUCCCCAAUUCCACAUUUCACAGUUUCAAAAGUUAUGGUUCCUAAACCUGACCAUAGCUAUGAGAUUGUUGAGACUGCAGCAGUCCCAUCCCAUGCAGAAGAGCCAGUUGUGCCACCUACUCUUGUAGCUGGUUUGAAGAACGUGACUGUGACUGAGGGUGAAUCUGUGACUCUGGAAUGUCAGAUCACUGGUCACCCUGCCCCUGGCAUCAUGUGGUUCAGAGAGGACUACAGAAUUGAGAGCUCCAUUGACUUCCAGAUCACUUAUGAGAGUAAAUGUGCCCGUCUGGUCAUCCGCGAGGCCUUCGCAGAAGACAGCGGUCGCUUCACUUGCACUGCUACUAGCGAGGCUGGAACCAUCAGUACAUCCUGCUACCUGCUUGUCAAAGUAACUGAGGAGAUUGAGACCAGGGAAGAGAUGACACAAGAGAUGACACAGCAGGAAAUGAUGACACAGCAGAGAACUGUCACUAUGUUUGACUUUACAACUAAAGAGAAACACUUUGCUGUUGAAGCAAAGGAGGAGACCAUGUCAGAGGUGAAUGUCAUCACCACAGGAUCACCAGUAGAUACUGCAGAUGCUGUCGCUCCCUUCUUUGUCAAGAAGCCAACUGUACAGAAGUUGGUGGAGGGCGGAAGAGUUGUCUUUGAGUGCCAGAUCGGAGGCAGCCACAAGCCCAACAUUAUCUGGAAGAAGACUGGAGUGCCCCUUACUACAGGAUACAGAUAUAAAGUGCACUACAAUAAGGAGAGUGGAGUAUGUAAAUUGGAGAUCUCCAUGACGUUUGCUGAUGAUGCUGGAGAGUACUCCAUCGUAGCCAGGAACCAGCUUGGAGAAGAGUCUGCCUCAGCCAGUCUGCUGGAGGAAGGAGAAUAUGAAGAAUACAUGAAGAAACAUGAAAUGACCUAUAAUACUGAAGUAACUACGGUGCAGGCGAAUGUUUCCCCUGUUGUGAGCGAAUAUGACGACCAGAAGUACAUCCAGAGAAUGGCACAGAUGCAAAGCUUUGUUAGAACUCAGGAACUCCAGAUUUCUUCAUUUGAGGAGAGGAUUAUCCACGAGAUUGAGAUCCGCAUCCUGCAGAUUACAUACCAACAAAUUGUGACUGAGGAUCGGGAAGAGAUGGUUACUUGUGCAGACCGUGAGGCUGUACAGUCAGCCUUUGCCACUCCAGUUAAAAACUACAGCAUCAUGGAAGGAAUGGGGGUCACUUUCCACUGCAAAAUGGCAGGAACUCCACUACCCAAGAUCAUAUGGUACAAAGAUGGCAAGCGUAUCCAUCAUGGCGGCCGUUACCAGAUGGAGAGUCUUCAGGAUGGUAGAGCCAGCCUGCGUCUUCCUGUGGUGCUGCCAGAAGAUGAAGGUGUUUACACAGCAUUUGCCAGCAACAUGAAGGGAAAUUCUGUGAGCUCUGGGAAACUGUAUGUGGAGCCCACUGCCAUUGCAGUAGCUCAGUAUUACACACCUGAACCUCAGGCAAUGCAGAGAAUUAGGUCUCAGUCUCCAAGAUCUCUGAGUCGUUCUCCCGGACGCUCUACAAGCCGCUCUCCCGGGCGUUCUCCCGGACGCUCUACAAGCCGCUCUCCUGCCCGCUCUCCUGCAAGCAGGCUUGAUGACACUGAUGAGAGUCAGCUUGAGAGACUGUACAGGCCUGUGUUUGUCUUGAAGCCACAGUCAUUCAAGUGUGCUGAAGGGCAGACUGCCAGAUUUGACCUGAAAGUAGUUGGUAGACCCAUGCCUGACACUUUCUGGUUCCACAAUGGACACCAAGUUGUCAAUGAUUACACCCACAAGAUAGUGGUGAAGGAAGAUGGAACUCAGUCACUGAUUGUGGUUCCAGCCAUGCCCCAUGACUCUGGAGAAUGGACGGUCGUUGCUCAAAACAGAGCUGGGAAAAGCUCUGUGCCCAUAACACUUACAGUUGAUGCCAAAGAGAACCUGGUCAGACCCCAGUUUAUUGAGAAGCUGAAGAACGUCAGUGUCAAGAAAGGCACUCUGGUUGAGUUGGCUGUCAAAGCCAUUGGAAACCCCCUGCCUGACAUUGUUUGGCUGAAAAACAGUGACAUCAUCUCCCCACAGAAGCACCCAAAUAUUAAGAUUGAGGGCCUCAAGGGACAAGCCAAAUUCUAUAUCCCACAAUCUGUGAGUUCUGAUAGUGCCUGGUACACAGCCACAGCCAUUAACAAAGCUGGAAGAGAUACCACUCGCUGCAGGGUCAACAUUGAAGUGGAUGUUGCUGCACCUGCACCGGAGAGGAGACUCAUUAUCACCAAGGGAACCUACAAGGCCAAGGAAAUUGCAGCUCCAGAGUUGGAAUCUCUGCAUCUACGUUAUGGCCAAGAGCAGUGGGAGGAGGCUGACCUAUAUGACAAGGUCAAGCAGCAGAAACCGCAGUUUAAGAAGAAGCUGACUUCCGUCAGGCUGAAGCAUUCUGGUGCUGUCCACUUUGAAUGCAGACUGACCCCUAUUGGUGAUCCCACUAUGGUUGUUGAGUGGUUACUUGAUGGCAAACCCCUUGCAGCUGCUAACAGAUUGCGCAUGGUUAAUGAAUUUGGCUACUGUAGUCUUGACUUUGAAGUUGCCUAUGCCAGAGACAGUGGUGUUAUCACCUGCAGAGCCACUAACAAAUUUGGAGUUGACCAGACCUCAGCUACACUCAUUGUAAAGGAUGAGAAGAGCCUUGUUGAGGAGGGCAAGAGGGAAAUAUACAGAAUUGAUGAGAUGGAGCGCAUGGCUCACGAAGGAGGUCCUUCUGGAGUCACUGCAGAUGAGUAUUCAGAGAAGUCAAAGCCUGAAAUUGUCCUUCUUCCCGAGCCAGCAAGAGUGUUGGAAGGUGACAUUGCAAGGUUCCGUUGCAGAGUGAUUGGUUAUCCUACACCUAAGGUCAACUGGUACCUCAAUGAGCAGCUCAUUCGCAAGAGCAAGAGAAUGAGACUUCGCUAUGAUGGCAUUUACUAUCUUGAGAUUAUCGAUAUCAAGUUAUAUGAUGCAGGAUAUGUCAAAGUGGUAGCAGAGAACCCUGAGGGCACAGCUGAGCAUCUGGUGAAGAUAGAGAUCACACAGAAAGAGGACUUCAGAUCUAUUCUCCGUCGCAUUCCUGAACCAAAGGCACAUGACACUACUGAACAAGGAAGAAUUAGCUUUGAAGUUGUGAAGGUUGACAGACCUGCUGAUGCCCAGCCAAAGGAAGUUGUCAAACUGAGGAAGACUGAAAGAGUCAUUCAUGAGAAGUCCACAGAGGAGACAGAUGAGUUGAAGAGUAAAUUUAAGCGCAGGACAGAGGAAGGUUAUUAUGAAGCCAUCACUGCUGUGGAGCUCAAGUCCAGAAGAAAGGAUGAGUCCUAUGAGGACAUGCUUAGGAAGAGGAAGGAAGAACUGCUUCACCAUCAGAAACUGUUGUCUGAGGCUAAGAACAAGAAAGACUUGGAGGAGGGAAAACUCACCAUCCCCACAAUCAAACCAGAGAAAGUACAGCUCUCUCCCAGCAUGGAAGCUCCAAAGAUCUUGGAACGCAUUGCAAGCCAGACCGUGUCUCAGACCGAGGAAGUUCGCUUCAGAGUCAGAGUUGUUGGCAAACCGGAACCUGAGUGCCAGUGGUUCAAGAAUGGAAUCCUACUGGAGAAGACAGAUCGUAUUUACUGGUUCUGGCCUGAAGACCACGUAUGUGAAUUAGUGGUCAGAGAUGUCACAGCAGAAGACUCUGCUAGCAUCAUGGUCAAAGCCAUAAACAUUGCUGGAGAGGCUUCAAGCCAGGCAUUCCUGCUGGUGCAAGUUAUUACCUUUGCUCAACAACUAGAGGAUGUGGAAGCUAAAGAGAAGGACACCAUGGUGACCUUUGAGUGUGAGACCAGUGAGCCUUUUGUUAAAGUCAAAUGGCUGAAGAACAAUGCAGAGAUCUUCUCUGGAGACAAAUACAGGAUGCACUCAGACAGAAAGGUUCAUUUCCUUUCUGUACUGACCAUCAACAUGAAGGACGAUGCAGAAUACAGUUGUGCUGUUAUUGAAGAUGACCACAUCAGGACCACUGCCAGACUCAAUGUGGAAGGUGCUUCACUGUCAAUCGUGAAGAGGCUGGAGAACAUUGAAGUGCCUGAGACCUACACUGGGGAGUUUGAGGUAGAAUUGUCUCGAGAGGAUGCUGAAGGUACAUGGUACUUCAAUGACAAGGAAAUCACGCCCAGCAGCAAAUAUGUUACCUCCUCCUGUCGUGGACGCCAUACCUUGUCUGUCAAAGACAUAAAGAAAGAAGAUCAGGGAAAAUAUACAUUCAAAAUUUACGAUAUGCAGACCAGUGCCUCCCUGAAGAUGAAACUGCGCCCUGUGACACUGAUGCAACCCCUCACUGACCUGACAAUCUGCGAGGGUGACAUUGCUCAAUUAGAGGUGCGAUUCUCCCAGGAAAACGUUGAGGGAACAUGGAUGAAGAAUGGCCAAGCAAUCUCCGCUACAGAUCGCAUCCACAUCGUUAUCGACAAACUGGUCCACAAGCUGCUUGUUGAAAAUGUGAGCAGAGAUGAUGCUGCAACAUACUCAUUCUUUGUCCCAACUCAGGAUAUCACAACCUCUGGGAAGUUGAACAUUCAAACGGUUGAAAUUUUGAGCCCACUCACGGAUGUUACCGCAGUUGAGGGCACCAAGGCUGUUAUUGAGACUAAAAUCUCUGCUGCUGAUGUUACCUCUGUGAAAUGGUUCCACAAUGACAAGCUUGUGAUGCCCAGCGAGAGAAUCCAGAUGCUUGCAAAGGGAUCCAAACAGCACCUGGUAUUCCACAGCACCUUUGCCUCUGAUGAAGGAACCUACAAGCUAUGUGUUGGCAAAGCUGACUCUAGCUGUAAACUGACCAUCGAAAAAAUUCAUAUCGUGAAGCAUAUGGAGGAUCAAGUUUGCACAGAGACCCAGAAUAUAACAUUUAAAGUCGAGGUUUCCCACCCUGGCAUUGCCGCUGUGUGGACAUUCAAGAAACAAGAACUCAAAGCUGGUCCAAAGCACAAGAUUGAGGCCAAGGGCAAGAAUUACAGCCUGACUGUCAUUAACACCACGAAGGAUGAAGACGGGCAAUACACAUUCGCUGCUGGUGAACAGACAUCCAGUGCAAAGAUUACUGUGUCAGGUGGUGCCAUAAACAGACCACUCCAGGACGUGACUGUGGCUGAGUCUCAGACAGCUGAGCUGGAGUGUGACGUGGCCAACCCAACUGCUGAGGGCAAGUGGCUGAAGGAUGGACAACCUGUGGACUUCAGUGACAAUGUCAAACAUGUGAAAAAUGGAGCUGUCAGACGUCUUGUUAUUACCAUAACUAGACCCCAGGACAUCGGUGAAUACACUUACCAGGUUGCAAACUCCAAGACAACUGCCAUCCUGAGGGUUGAGUCUGUGAAAGUCAAGAAAACCCUGACGAACCAAACUGUCACUGAGACACAGGAGGCAGAGUUCAGUCUCGAGCUCAGCCACAAGAAUGUGAAGGACUCACAAUGGAUUAAGAAUGGUGUAGAGAUCCAACCUAGUGAGAAAUAUGAAAUCACAAUUGAUGGCAUGGUCCACACCUUGAAGAUCAAGAACUGCGACACACGUGAUGAAUCAGUUUAUGGAUUCAAACUUGGAAAACUAUCUGCUAAUGCCAAAUUGAACAUUGAGACAAUUAAGAUUGUUAAGAAGCCUAAAGAUGUGACAUCACUAUUGGAUGCCACUGCCUCUUUUGAGCUGAGCCUGUCUCAUGAUGACAUCCCUAUAAAAUGGAUGUUCAAUAACGUUGAGCUUAAACCAAGUGAAAACAUCAAAAUUCUGUCUGAGAGAAAAGCUCAGAAGCUGAUCAUCCAGAAUGUGAAGACUAACAACCAUGGAGAGUACACUGCUGUAGUUGGAAACCUGCAAUGCAGUGCAUCUUUACAUGUUGAAGCUCUGCGUGUCACAAAACCCAUCAAGAACAUUGAAGUCCCAGAGACCCAGGUGGCCACUUUUGAAUGCGAAGUGUCACAUUUCAAUGUCCCAUCCACCUGGCUGAAGAAUGGAGUGGAGAUAGAAAUGAGUGACAAGUUCAGGAUUGUGGUGCAGGGCAAACUUCACCAGCUCAAGAUCAUGAACACUGGCAGUGAAGACUCUGCAGAAUACACCUUUGUCUGUGGAAAUGACAGAGUCUCUGCCACUUUGACUAUCAAUGCCAUUUUGAUCACCAACAUGCUGAAAGAUCUCAGUGCACAGGAGAAAGACACCAUCACAUUUGAAGUGAAUGUCAACUAUGAGGGCAUCACCUACAAGUGGCUGAAGAAUGGUGUUGAGAUUCGCUCCACUGACAGAUGCCAGAGCUGCACCAAACACCUAACUCACUCUCUCACCAUCCGAAAUGUUCAUUUUGGUGAUGGUGCAGAGUACAAGUUUGUGGCUGGUUCUGCUGCGUCAUCAGCAAAGCUUUAUGUUGAUGCUCGCAUUAUUGAAUUCACCAAACAUAUCAAAGAUAUCAAGAUCACAGAGAAGAAGAGGGCCACUUUCGUAUGUGAGAUCUCUGAGCCUAAUGCUCAGGUGACGUGGAUGAAGGAUGGACAGGAACUGGACAUUUCCGAAAGAUACACUGUAUCCACUGAGGAAUUCCUGCACCGUCUAGUGAUCCAGUCAGUCUGCAUGUCUGAUGCCGGAGGGUACUCUGUAAUCGCUGGUGCAAGCAUGUCAAAGGCUCAUCUCACCGUGGAGGGCAAAGAUGUCUGCAUUACAGAACCUGCUGAGAAGAAAAUGACGGUUGUUGAGAAACAAAGAACAACGUUCGAGUUUGAAGUCAAUAAGGAUGACAUUGAAGGUCACUGGCUGAGGAACGGCAUUGAGCUCCAGUUUUCCGUUGAGCAGAGGUUUAGUUAUGUUUGCAUUAGAAAGCUUCAUCGUCUGACCAUCACUGAGACCUGUAGAAGUGAUGCAGGAGAAUACACCUUCAUCGCUGGCAGGAACAGGAGGGUGGUGACACUUCAUGUCAAUAUCCCCGAGCCACCUCAGAUCAUUAACCACAUGCAGCCCCUGUCUGUGGAGUCCGGCAAACCAGCUAGUUGUAAAGGUACACCAUUCAUACAAAUGUAAUGCAUUCCUUAUAUGAUUAUGUUAUCGUAUCAACAUUUUGAAGAGGGCUAAGAUUCCCAUGAUGUGUUUGUUUAGUCGCAGAAGAUAUUACCUCACAAAUUAAGAACUGAAAUGGUUUGCUAAUUCGUUUUUAUUUCCGUCUCAGAAGUAGUUUCUCCUGACACUGGAGCUCCUCUGUCCCCACCUACCAUGGUCUCACCAAUCAGCAACACCUCAACCACUGAGGGAGAGUCAGCCAAAUUCCAGUGCAAAGUUUCUGGAGAAGCUCUGAAGAUAUCCUGGUUCCAUGGUGAGAAAGAAAUGAAGCAGUCAAACUUGUUUAAGAUGUCUACGUUUGAUAACACCUGCCAGCUGGAGAUCACCAGAGUGUACUCUGAGGUUGAGGGGGAAUACACCUGUGUUGCCAGAAACCCAGCAGGAAUGGUCACAUGCUCUGCACAUUUGAAACUUGAUGUAACCAAUAUGAAGGACGAGAUUGAAGCAACCAUUGAGCAAGAAGUCAAAGUGCCACCCGUUUUCAGGUACAAAAUCAUUCCCCUGGAGAUCAAUGUUGGCAGCAGAGCCAAGUUCGAAUGUGAAAUUGAAGAUGCACCAAAUGUGAACUUCAAAUGGUUCAAGUCUGGCUCUUCGAUCAAAGAGAGUGCCAAUUGCUGCAUCCUCAGUCGGCAACUGACAUCUUCAUUGGAGCUCCUGAGCCCAACCAAAGCUGACAGUGGUGAAUAUACCUGCAAGGCUACAAACCAGCAUGGCAGUGACACCUGUGCCGCCAAACUGACAGUAAUUGAUGAGAAAGAGAUCAAGACUGCUGAUAUUAUGAAGAGCUCAAAUGCGUCUUUCAAUUGUCAAGUCAUUGGCACAGGUCCGUUUGAGGACCUGUGGCACAAGGAUUUAAAUGAAAUGAAAUCCAGCACAAAGCACAGCCUCUCACAAGUACAGGACAUUCUGAAUCUUCAAAAACAGGAAUGUUAUGGUGUAGAUGUUGGUGAAUACCAGGGUACCGUCUCAAAUGAGGUUGGAAGUUGUUCUUGUAGAACUACUCUUCGUAUAAAAGAACCACCAUAAUUUGUGAAGAAAGUCGAAAAUGUCACAACUGUUUUGGGAAAAUCAGCUGAAUUUCAGUGUGUUGUCACUGGGUAUCAAAAUCUGUCUGUGCAAUGGCAAAUAUCUGAGAACUGGAUCUUGGAAGAUCCUAAAAUUGAAAGGAUCUUUGAAGAUAAUGUGGCAACUCUAAGGAUUCCGGUCUGUGAAGCCUAUCACAGCGGGAAAUAUACCUGCCAGGUGGCAAAUGAGGCUGGUCAAAACAAGUGCUUUGCACCCAAUCCACAAUACAAACUUAGCUUUGAGAACAACCUUAGUAGCCUUAAUAUGCAGACUACACAAAAGGAGGAUGCAGGCGACUAUCAAUUUGAGGUUUCAAACCACAUUGAGACAUGCAGUUGCAAAAUCAAGUUGAUUGUACUAGAACAAACUAUCCCUCCAAGCUUCACCAAACCUCUGAGUGAAAUACAGGAAAUAUUGGGAAUGCUUGUUCAAAUGAAUUGCAAAAUAUCUGGAUCUCUUCCUAUCACUGUGGAAUGGCAGAAAGAUAGGAACAGAAUUGACGUUGGUGGAAAAUAUAAACUUGUUCGUCAAGACAUUUCUAUGUCUUUGGAAAUUGAACAGCUAGAGAGAGCUGAUGCCGGCACUUACUCUUGCAAACUGACAAAUAAAGCAGGAAGUGUUGAAUGCAGUGGGGCAGUGAAGGUGAAAGAGCCACCAAGCUUUGUUUUGUUGCCUGAGACUCAUACAGCCCUUCCUAACUCCAACAUGCAAUUUAAGAGCACGUUUAAAGGAACACCUCCUUUCACAGUGAAAUGGUUUAAGGAUGACACUGAAUUGAUCCCUGGACCUACAUGUUUUAUUGGACUGGAAGGAUUAUCUUGCUUCCUAGAUCUUUACUCAGUUGGAGUUUUGCAGAGUGGAAUUUACUCUUGUCAGUUUAAAAAUGAUGCUGGCAUUGAAAGAUGUAGUGCUGAUUUAAUGGUGAAAGAACCUCCUGAAUUUGCGCUAAAAUUGCCAGUCACAAAGUUUGUGAAGAAGUGCCAGCCACUCCGUCUUGAAUGCAAAGUUAAGGGUUCCCCCUCUCUGCGAAUGCAGUGGUACAAAAAUGGCACUAAGAUCACAGAUGGUGACAACUAUAGACAAUCAUUUGUUGACUCAAUGGCAGUCCUUGAGCUGCGCACCACAAGAUUUGAUGACAAUGGAGUCUACACUUGUGAAGCAACCAAUGACGCUGGAAGUAUAAGCUGCAGCACAACUCUUAGAGUCAAAGAUGCACCAUCUUUCCUCAAAGUACUUCGGCCAAUUGAAGGAAUGAAAGGAAAGGAUGCUAGCCUACACUGUGAGAUGUUUGGCACAGCACCCUUUGAGAUUACCUGGGCCAAACACAAAACGCCAUUAAAGGAAAGUAGGAAAUAUAAGAUUGUGAAUGAGGAUACUGCUGCCACUCUUCAUAUCAUUGGAUUGGAAGCUUCAGAUUUUGGAGAGUAUAAGUGCAAGGCAUCAAACAGUAUAGGAUAUGAAACAUGCUGUACUACAGUUCAACUCAGAGAACCACCAACGUUUGUGGAGAAAUUGUUGAAUACGACAUGCACAUUGGGUGAAGAAGUCACCCGGAAAGCCACUGUCAAAGGCUCUCAGCCAAUGACUGCAUCUUGGUUACAGGAUAAGGAUCACAUUCUCAGAGAUGGUGACAUCCAGAAAAUUACAUUUGAAAACAACCAGCUCCCUCUUAAAGUAUUUAAAGCAGACUCACUGGCAAUGGGCAAAUACACGUGCCAACUCCGAAACGAUGCCGGAGUUGUGGAAUGUUUUUCUAACAUAACUGUAUUAGAACCCGCUAAAGUUGUGGAGAGACCAGAGUCUUUCAGCGUGACUGCAGGUGAUAUUGCAGCUCUAGAAGUCAAAGUGUCGGGGACACCAGAGCUGAAACCAAAGUGGUUUAAGAAUGGAGUCGAGCUCUCCUCUGGCCAGAAGUACAACAUCUCCUUCUCAAAGAUGAUCUCCAGCUUGAAAGUGUUGUCUGCAGAGAGGAUUGAUAUGGGAGAAUAUACAUUUGAGGUCAAAAAUGAGGUUGGCAGUGAUCUCACCAAAUUAAACCUCACUGUCCUAGAUAAAACCAUACCUCCAACAUUCACACAGAAACUGAAGGAAUCUCAUCUUAUUGUUGGAAAAGCUGGUGAAAUGGACUGCAAAGUCUCUGGUUCUGCACCUUUCACCAUUACUUGGUACCAUGAUGAAGAGGAGAUCAAAACUGGACCAAAUUAUGAGAUUUUAUUCAGUGACAACACCUGCACACUUAAAGUGCCCACUCUUAAGUGGUCUGACUCUGGAGUGUAUAAAUGCAAAGCCGUAAACAAGGCCGGAACCAAUGAGACCAGUUCCUCUUUCAUUGUGAAAGAACCUCCUUCUUUUGUGAUGCCACCUCAGCCACUGGAAGCAAUGCCUGGAACAAAUGUAACUUUCUCAGCAAUUGUCAAAGGAAGUGCCCCACUGAAACUGAAGUGGUUCAGAGGCACCAAGGAAAUUGUGUCUGGAAAAGGCUGUGAAAUUGCUCUACGGGACAAUACAGCUACUCUGGAGCUAUCCAAAAUUGACAAAUUCCACGCUGGAGAGUAUACAUGCCAGAUUAUUAAUGAUGCUGGGAAGGAAAGUUUCCUAGUUAACCUGUCUGUGAAAGAACCUGCUAGCUUUGUUAAGAAGCUGAACGACCACUCUGUUGAAAAGGGAAAAUCAUUGAUACUUGAGUGCACAUACACUGGAACCCCAAAGAUAUUUGUCACCUGGUAUAAGGACGGCCAACAGCUAUAUGCCUCUUAUAAGCACAACGUCACUACCACAGAGACCUCCUGCAUCUUGGAGUGUUUAAACAGUGACGAUAAGGAAGCAAGUGGGGAAUACACUUGUGAAGUUUCCAAUGACGCCGGAAAAGAUACCUGCAAAGCACAAGUGUUCAUUUUAGAACCACCUUAUUUCAUUGAUCAUUUGGAGCCAUUGGAAGUUACUGCUGGUGAUGCAGUUUGUUUGAAAUGCCAUGUUGGAGGAACCCCUGACAUUAAGGUGGCUUGGUAUAAGGCCGACGGAAAAGUGAGGUCUUCCCCUGAUUGCAAAAUAGAGUAUUCCAAAGGCAUUGCUUGCUUGAAAUUGAGCAAAGCAGCCGAGGCUGAUAUUGGUGAAUACACAUGCAAAGCUGAAAACAGAAUAGGAUCAGCCUCAUCCAGCUGUCGUCUCUCUGUCCAAGAGGCAAAAACGCCACCAACCUUCCCCAAGAAAAUAACCAGCAUUCAACAGACUGAAGGAAUGGAAGUUAAAUUGGAGUGCCGUGUGGCAGGCUCCUCCCCCAUUGAGGUCUCUUGGCUUAAAGACGGUGAAACUGUGAAAUCCAACGACUAUACCAUGAGUUAUGAUGAUAACACGGCUGUCCUACAAAUAUCCAGAGGUGAAAUGAGACACUCUGGGGAAUACACUUGUGUUGCUACCAACAGUGUUGGGACUGCAUCCUGCAGAGCCAAACUCACUCUUAAAGAGCCAAGAUAUCCCCCUGUCUUUGAUAAAAAGCUGUCACCCAUGGGGGACAUUUCAGUGGGUGAUAGUGUGGAAUUGGAAUGCCACAUGACUGGAUCUUUGCCAUUAAAAGUCACUUGGUCAAAAGAUCACAAAGAUAUUCGAUCAGGGGGAAAUUACAAGAUGGCCUGUGUGGAUAACACCCCACACCUCACUAUAUUGAAAGCAGAUAAAUCAAAUUAUGGCCGCUACAUUUGCCAUGCCACUAAUGACAUUGGAAAGGACUCUUGUUCCACUGAAAUUACUGUCAAAGAGCGUAAAAUCCCACCUUCAUUCACCAAAAAGCCCACAGAGACCCUAGAGGAAACGGAGGGCAAGAUGGUGAAGAUUGAGGCACGUUUGUCUGGAUCUCAGCCCAUGACCAUUAAUUGGUAUAAAGAUGACAGUGAGAUUCACAGCUCUGAUCACUAUGACAUGUCUUUCAAGAGCAAUGUGGCUGUGUUGUGUAUCAAGAGCUCCAAAGUCUCAGACUGUGGCAGGUAUACCGGCACAGCAACCAAUGAAGCAGGCACUGCCUCUUGCAAAUUGACAGUUACCAUAACUGAACACAAGAAGCCCCCUACAUUUGACCCCUCUCUAAAACCUGCCACGCUGACCGAGGGAGAGACCCUGCACCUUAGCUGCCAUGUCCAUGGAUCCCCUCCUAUGAAGAUUCAGUGGAUGAAGGACAGAAAAGACUUGAAAAACAAUUCCAGCAGUAAAAUAAGUUUUGCCGAUGGUGUUGCUUCUUUGGAGGUCAUGCGCGUAUCAAAGAAUGAUGCAGGGGACUAUCUCUGCAAGGCAACCAAUGAGGCUGGUAGUGAAUUCUGCAAGGCCAAAGUAACUAUCAAAGAGAAAUCCAAAGCAGCACCUGAACCCGCUGCAGAGGAACCAACUGCAGCACCAGUAAAGAAACUGGACCACUUGUUCUUCAUCGAGGAGCCCAAGCCUUGCCAUGUAGCCGAGAAGGGCACUGCAACUUUCAUUGCCAAAGUUGGAGGUGAUCCUAUUCCUAACGUGAAAUGGAUGAAGGGCAAGUGGAGACAGAUCACUCAUGGUGGUCGCAUCACUAUUGAGCAGAAGGGACAGGAGGCCAAGUUGGAGAUCAGAGAAAUAACAAGGUCUGACUCUGGACAGUACAGAUGUGUCGCAACUAACAAAGCUGGAGAAAUAGAAUGCAACACCGACAUGCAUGUUGAGGAAAGGAAAGAGGAUGCUGGAGUUGAGGGAGACUUCAGAGCAAAACUGAAGAAGACUCCAUCUAAACAGAAGAGUCCUCAGGAAGAGAAAGACAUUGACAUUGUAGAGUUGCUCAGAAAUGUGGACCCUAAGGAGUAUGAGAAAUACGCCCGUAUGUAUGGAAUCACUGACUACCGUGGACUUCUUCAGGCCAUUGAGCAGCUGAAGAGGGAGAAAGUAGAAGAAAGUGGAAGAUCGGAACCGGAGAGAGAGAGAGAGUUGGAUGAGGAUUUGGUCGCUCUUGUGGCUGAUUUGCAAAAGAGAAUGGAAUGUACUGAGCCGGUCACCGUGAAUAAGGACAUAACAGAUCAGUCUACAGUUACCAACAAGGUCGCUACUUUUGAGUGUGACAUCAAGAUCAACUUCCCUGAGAUCACCCUGUCCUGGUACAAGGGAACUCAGAAGCUUAACAACAACGACAAAUAUGAAGUCAGCAUUGUUGGUGACCGUCACAUCUUGAAGAUCAAGCAGUGUCAAACCAAAGACCAGGGCAACUACCGUGUUGUAUGUGGCCCACAUAUCUCCAGCGCCAAACUGACUGUUAUCGAGCCUGAGGUUGAGAAACAUCUGGAGGAAGUUGCGGGACAGGAGGGGCAAACAUGUACUCUUUCUUGUCAGUUUUCUAUCCCUAAUGUCAAAACCCAAUGGUUUAAGAAUGGAAAGCUCUUAGAAAUGAAACACAGAUACUCGUAUGAGGUGGUCAACAACAUUCAGAGGCUCUCGAUUAAAGACCUCAGACCAGAAGACCAAGGACGUUAUACCUGCAAAUAUGAAAACCUCGAAUCCACUGCAGAUCUCUUGGUUGAAGAAAUUGAACUAGCAAGGGUACUCCAUGAUGUCCCUGAUUCAUCAAUACGAGUCCCUGAUAUGCCAUCUUCAGUCACUCUCAAAGCCCCGAGAGUACCUGUUGAGGAGGUGUCUGUCCAGAGUAAGAAGGUUGGAAUGAGGGAGGAAAUGCCACAAAAAGUUUCUGAAGAGCACAAGAAACCAGAGGAGAAGUCUACACCAGCUGAGGCAGCAGAACCACAUAAAGAAGAACAUGAAGAAGCGAAGAAGCCUGCCCAUAAGCCAGCUGAGAAACCUGAACAGGUUCCACUAAAGAAAGAUGUGCCUCAAGCUGCACCCCAUGUUGCUGAACCAAAACCAGAGCCUGAAGUUUCACCUGCGACUAAGGUUGAACCUGAACCGAACCGUGUGCCUAUGAAGAAACCAGAGAGUCCACCAACCAAAGUUCCUGAGGAGGUUAAGAAACCAGAGGCUUCAAAGCCAGAACCAAGAAAGCCGACAGCAGCUAAAAAGCCAGAGACAGCCUCUACGCGUGAUCCAAAGGAGCCGGAGCCUACUGCUGCUGCUGCAAAGAAGGUCCCAUCACCACAAGUGCCAGAAGAACUAAAAAGGCAGGAGGUAACUCUGCAGCAACCAGCUACCAUCCUUCAAAAAGUGGACAGAGAGGACAUAGAGCCUCAAAUACACUCUGUGCCAGAACAAGUUCACGUGGAGGAAAGAAAACCAGAAUCCCCAAAGGCUGUCAGAAAGCCUGAAUCAGUUAUUGUGCCUCCAAAGGAGAAUACACCACAAAAAGAACCAGCAAUGAAGAAGGAAUCACCUCCACAGACUGUUGAACCACUUACAAAGAAAGCGUCUCAGCUAGAGAAGACUGUUGUUGCUGAAGGGGUGAAAGAAUCUGAGCCAUUUGCAAAGAAAGUGGCUAAACCAGAGUCUAAACCAGAAAUCAAGCUAGAGUCCAAGCCAGAGAAGAGGGUUAUUGCUGAAAAGCCUGCUGAGACACUUGUAAAGAAAGUGUCUAUGCCAGAGUCUAAGCCAGAGCCUAAGCCAGAGGCUAAAACAGAGCCUAAACCUAAACCAGAGGUUAAACCAGAUCCUAUGCCAGAGUCUAAACCAGAGGUUAGGCUAGAGGUUAAGCCAGAGAAGAAGGUUGUUAUCGAAGUAGGGGUGAAAAAUGUACCACAGUCCAUUGAGCCACAAGUGUUAAAGCCAGAGCCUAAGCCUAAACUAAAGGCUAAGCCAGAUCCUAAGCCAGAGCCUAAAGCAGAGGUUAAGGCAGAGCCUAAGCCAAAACUAGAUGCUAAGCAAGAGCCUAAAGCAGAUGUUAAGCAAGAGCCUAAGCCAAAACCAGAGGCUAAAUCAGAGUCUAAGAUAGAUGCUAGGCAAAAGCUUACACCAGAGAGGAAGGCUGUUACUGUAAGGGUGAAAGAAUCACCUCCAAAGCCUGCUGAGACACUUGUAAAGAAAGUGACUAUGCCAGAGAAGACAGUUAUUGCUGAUGUGGUGGAUGAAUCACCCCCGGGGCCUGUUGAGCCACUUGCAAAGAAAGUAGCCAAACCAGAGUCUAAGCCAGAGACCAAGACAAAGAAGAUGGCUAUAGCAAAGGAGAAGGAAUCAGCUCCAAAGCCUGCUGAGCCUCUUGCAAAGAAAUUGCCUAAGCCAGAGAAAACAGCUAUUGCUGAAGAGGUGAAGGAGUCACCUUCAAAGCCUGCUGAGAUACUUCUUAAGAAAUGGUCUUCUCCAGAGUCUAAAUCUGAACCUAUGUCUGAGCCUAAGCCAGAGAAGAAGGCUGUUGCUGAGCCUCCAAAGCCAGCAGAGCCACUUCUAAAGAAAAUGUCUAAGCCAGAGUCUAAACCUGAGCCUAAGUCUGAGUCUAAACCAGAGAAGAAGGCUGUUGCUGAAGUGGUGUCUCUUUCAAGUGAAGAUGAUGUUGCUCCCCAUAAAGUACCAGAAAAGGAGAAGGAAACAUUUCCAAAUCCCACUGAGCAACUUGCAAAGAAAGUCAGCCCUCUUGAAGCACCUCGAGAGAAAAAGGCUACAGAGGAGACCAAGCCUGUCAUCCAAGAGCAAGAACAAGACAAUUUAAAGCCAGGUGAAGGCAAGCAGGCACCAGGACCAGCUAAGAAAGAUGGAAAGCCAGCAGAAGAAGCAGGUGCAGGUAGAGGUGCAGGCAGAGGCAGAGGCCUCAAAGCAGGCAAAACUCCAUCCCCUGGUGAAGGCAGGGGUAGAGGACUGAAACCCGGUGGUGGGGGAGGAGACAAACCCCCAGAUGCUAAUCCUUUUGGAUUCCAGCUCAAAGCAGUUCCCCUGAAGUUUACGAAACCACUCAAAGACAUAGUGUUACAAGAAGGUGAUGCUGUUGGUGCAUCUGCUACAUUUGAGUGUGAAGUUUCACCUUCUACUGCUGUAACUACAUGGAUGAAAGAUGGCAGCAACCUAAGAGAGAGUCCAAAACACAAAUUCACCUCUGAUGGCAAAGAUCGCAGACUGGCCAUUAUUGACGUCCAACUGGUGGACACUGGAGAGUACACUUGUGUUGCCAAGCUGGGCAACAAGGAAAAGACAACAACCGCCAAACUCAUUGUUGAAGAACUGCCCGUGAAGUGGGUGAAAGAGCUGGGUGAGGAGACGUCGGUCCUGAAGGGGCAGCCUAUGUACCUGACCUGUGAGUUGAACAAGGAGAGAGAAGUGACCUGGAUGAAGAGUGGUAAGAUCCUCAAGGUAAUCGCUGGAAAGGUGGCCAUCAACGUCAUUGGAAUGCAACAAGCCGUUACGAUCCAGAACAUGGGAGAUGACGACGCUGGAAUCUACGCAUGCGAGUGUGAGCUCAUCAGGACUAAAACAACUGUCAAAAUCAUUGAAAUUGUCAGAGACUGGUUGGUGAAACCAUUGAAAGAUCAGCAUGUGAAACCCAAGGCCACUGCCACUUUCAAAUGCGAGCUCUUCAAAGAAACCCCCAACUGGAAGUGGUUCAAAGGCAACAAUGAGAUUACAAAUGAUCCAACUGACAAGACUGAGGUCAAGAAAGAAGGCAAAGUCCUGACUCUCACAAUAAAGAAUGCACAGCCCGAAGAUAUUGCAGAAUAUACUAUGGAGGUUGAAGGCCACAGAUACACAGCUAACCUGACUCUUGGAGAACGUGAAGCUGAGAUCUUGAAGCCACUCUCAAGUUGCGAGGUGGUCGAGAAAGAGGAUGUUACAUUUGAAACUGAGAUAUCUGAAGAGGAUGUGCCUGGAGAAUGGAAACAUAAAGGGCAGGUCUUAACAAGAUCACCGACAUGUGAGAUCAAAAUGGAGGGCAAUAAACGUUUCCUCACUCUGAAAAGUGUUCCACUGGACGCGUCUGGUGAAGUGUCUUAUACAGCUCUGAAUGCUGUCACUAGUGCUGUGCUCACAGUCAAGGUAAUGGAAAUGGACUUCACAGUCCCCUUAAAGGGCAUCGUACCUGAAAAGAAACAGGCUAUGUUUGAAUGUACUAUCACAAGGGAUGUGCCUGAAGUCAUGUGGUUGAAGGGGUCAGACACUAUUGGUACAUCAGACAAAACAUAUGAAAUAAUCAAUGAUGGAAUAAAACAUAUGUUGGUCAUAAACAACGGUGAGUUUGAUGAUGAGGGAAAUUACAGUAUAGAAGCUGUGGGCAAAAAUUCAACCUCUACACUCAUUGUGGAGGGUAUGAGGCUCAAAUUUGAAUUGCGACUUCAGGAUCAAACUGAGAAGGAAGGUAACACUGCUCGGUUUGAGCUUGAGCUCUCUCAUGAUAAUGUACCUGUGACAUGGUACAAAAAUGAAGUAGAACUCCAUGUGAACAGAACCGUGCUCAUCCAUAGUCAUGGAAAGAAACAGACGUUAGAAAUCAAGGAGUUGAGUCUUGAUGAUAUCUGCCAGGUUAAGGCAGAGGCAAUCUCAGAAGGGAAUCUCUCAAUGGCAAAACUGACGGUGAUAGGUAACCCCUGCUUUGUUGCCUCCUUCAAAUUAAAUGAGGUAGAAAUCUCUGAAGAUGAUGUCCAUGGCCAGUGGAAACUGAACUGAGAAGUCCUUACUCAAUCCCCUGACAUUGAAAUGGACGGUGCAAAGCACACAUUAAUAUUAUACAACCUCAAGGCCCCCUUGUCAGGGGAGAUUCUAUUUACAGCUGCUAAUGCUAAAUGUGUUGCUAAUCUGAAAGUGAAAGAGAGUCCAAUUACAUUUGUCACACCUUUGAGUGAUGUACAAGUGUAUGAAAAAUAUGAGGUCAGAUUUGAGUGUGAGGUGUCCACAGUGCCUACGGGCUUCCGUUGGCUCAAAGGAUCUCAUGAGUUGACAGCUUAUGAUAAGUUUGAUAUUACCCAUGAGGGAAAGAGACAUCUGGUGGUCAAAUCUGCCGCAUAUGAGGAUGAAGCUGAGUACAUAUUUGAGGCAGAGGACAAGAGAACCACUGGCGAACUAGUUAUCCAAUGUAUCGCCUUGAGUUUUCUGAAGCCCAUUAAAGAUGUCACGGUCAAGGAGCGCUAGGCAGCAGAGUUCAGUAUUGAGGCUAGACAGCAGAGUUCAGUAUCACAUGACAACAUCCAGGUCACCUGGUACAAGAACAAUGUGCGUUUGCAUCCCAGCCAAGUUGUGCACAUGUCAGACGAUGGCAAGAUGCACAAAUUGACCUUCAAGGGGGUGUCCAUUGAUGACACAUCCAUGAUCAAAGUAGAGGCCAUGGACAAUAUCUCAGAGGACAUGCACACAGUUCUCGAGGGAAAGCCUUACUUCACGACAAAACUGCACGACUGCUCAGUCACUGAGAAAGAUGAACUGACGAUGAUUUGUGAACUGAGCAAGGCCAAUGCAGAGGUGAAAUGGUUCAAAGGUGACCAGCAAAUCACUUCCUCCAAGAACGUGGUCAUCAAAGCCGAUGGAAAGAGGCGUAUGCUGAUCAUUAAGAAGACAGAGAAAGCCGACAUGGGAGAAUACAGCUGUGAUUGUGAUGCGGACAGAACCACGGCCAAGCUCAACAUUGAAGAUCGUGACAUUAAGUUUGUCAGGCCCCUGUACAGCGUGGAAGUGACAGAAACUGAAAUCGCCAAGUUUGAGACUGAGAUCUCUGCUGAUGAUGUCCAUGGUCACUGGAAACUCAAUGGAGAGGCCCUUCAUCAGUCUCCUGACUGUGAGAUUAAGGAGGAGGGUACAAGGCAUAUCCUUAUCCUGUACAACGUUCGCAAGGAUCAGGCCGGAGAAGUUGACUUCCAGGCUGCCAAUGCUAAAUCCAAUGCUCAGCUCAGAGUUAAAGCGCGGGUGAUCGGCCUGCUGCGGCCUCUCAAGGAUGUUACUGUUACUGCUGGGGAGACCGCCACUUUCGACUGUGAACUGUCAUAUGAAGGAAUUGCUGUGGAAUGGUUCUUAGGGGGUACAAAGUUGGAGCCAAGUGACAGAGUGGUCACCCGAGCAGAAGACAAAACUCACACGCUGACUCUCAGAGAUGUCAAGAUUUCAGAAGAUGGAGAAAUUAAACUCACUGCAAAGGAUUUCCAGAUUGAGGCCAGACUACAUGUGAAUGAACCACCAGUUGAGUUCACCAAACCUCUGGAGGACCAGACAGUUGAGGAAGAGGCCACUGCUACAUUGGAGUGUGAAGUCUCCAGGGAAAACGCUGAGGUCAGUUGGUUCCAAGAUGGACAGGAGAUCCUCAAAACGAAGAAAUAUGACAUUGUUGCCGAUGGCCGCGUGAGAAAACUCAUCAUUCAUGGCUGCACUCUUGAUGAUUCAAAAACAUUUACCUGCGACGCCUCAGAAUUCAAAACCUCUUGCUUCCUUAACGUUGAACCUCCACAUGUUGAGUUCUCUAAGCCACUCCAUGAUGUUGAGGUCAAAGAAAAGGAAUCUGCCAGAUUUGAAUGCGAAGUAUCGCGCGAAAAUGCCAAGGUCCGUUGGUUGAAGGACAGCAGUGAAAUCAGAAAGGGAAAGAAAUAUGAAAUAAUCGCCAAAGGUCGCCAACACAUCCUCAUCAUCCACAAAUCAGUGUUCGAUGAUGAAGCAGAAUAUGAAUGUGAUGCGAAGGUCUCCAAAUCCUCCGGCAUGCUUACAGUCGUCGAGGAAGAAGCUACGUUCACCAGGAACCUGUCUAACGUGGAGGGAACAGAAGCAGACAGUGUGAAGAUGAUUUGUGAAGUAUCGAAGGCAGACGCUGAUGUCAUGUGGUUUAAGGAAGACCAGGAACUUCCCGAGGGAGGAAGAUACGAUCAGAUCGUAGACGGCAGGAAGAGGAUACUUAUCAUCCAGGAUCUCAAAACAGAUGAUGCUGGAGAGUACUAUUGCAAACUGUCCAGCUCAAAGACAACUGGAAACCUGAAAAUAAAUGAAUUGGCUGCUGAGUUUAUCGCCAUGCCUCAGAGUCAGGAGGUGGUUGAGGGAGAAAAGGCUGAGUUUGUCUGCUCAGUCUCUAAAGACACAUUCAUUGUCAAAUGGAUGAAGGAUGAUAAGGAGCUAGAAAAGGGGGACAAGUACGACAUUGUCUGUGAUGGCAAGAGAAGAAUACUUGUUAUCAAGAACUCUGAACCCAAGGAUGAGGGAGCCUAUCUUGCCCUCAUUGGCACCACCAGAGCUACAGCUGAUCUGUUUGUUCUUGAAAAACUCAGGAUCAAUACACCAAUCAAAGACACAGAAGCAAAAGAGGGACAAGAGAUCAUCUUCAACUGUGAGGUGAACACUGAGGGAGCUAAAGCUAAGUGGCUGAAGAACGAGGAGACCAUGUUUGAGAGCAGCAAGUUUGUCAUGAUCCAGAAAGACAACGUGUUCUCUCUGAGGAUCAAGGAUGCUGAUAAGUCAGAUGAAGGAAACUAUACUAUUACAUUGACAAACCAACGUGGUGAACAUGCCAAGAGCUCUGGCAAACUUACAGUAAAAGAGGAGAGUCUGAAGAUAAUUGUACCUCUUGAGGACUGCGACACACAGGAGAAGAAGACUGUUAGCUUUUCUUGCAAGGUCAACAGGCAGAAGGUUACUCUGAAAUGGACAAAGGCUGGUCAGGAGAUCACCUUCAGCAAACGCAUAAUCUACAGGUUGGACCAAUAUAAGCACACACUGACCAUCAAGGACUGUACUCUUGCUGAUGAAGGUGAAUACACCGCCAUGGCUGGUGAUGACAAGUCUACAGCUGAGCUGAUCAUUAGUGAAGCCCCCACUGACUUCUCCGCACAAGUCAAAGACCAGACCAUCCCCGAGUUUGAGAAUGCUGAGUUCACCUGCAAACUCACCAAGGAGAAGGCUGAGGUGAAAUGGUACAGGAAUGGACGUGAGAUCAGAGAGGGACCCAGGUACGUCUUUGAAAAAGAGGGCAAGACCUGCAGGCUGCGUAUCAAGGAGUGCAGACCAGAUGAUGAGUGUGAAUAUUCCUGUGGCGUAGAUGAAAAGAGAUCACACGCCCAUCUCUUCGUUGAAGAGAGUGCAGUUGAGAUCGUCAGACCACCAAAGGAUGUGUUUGAGCCUCCAGGCUCAGAUGUUGUAUAUGAAGUUGAACUGAACAAAGACAGAGUUGAGGUAAAAUGGUUGAGGAACAACAUGACCAUCGUCCAGGGUGACAAAUACCAGAUGAUGAGCGAGGGCAAGGUCCACAGACUCCAGGUGUGUGAGAUCAGGCCUCGGGACCAAGGAGAGUACAGAAUCAUCGCCAAAGACAAGGAUGCCAGAGCCAAAUUGGAACUGGCUGCUAAGCCAAAUAUCAAGACUAUGGAUCAGAGCUUAGUAACAGACGCUGGAAAGCCCAUCGUCAUGUUCGUGCCCUACAGCGCGUAUCCUAAAGCUGAAGCUGAGUGGUUCUAUGAUAAUGUCAGCCUGCCCAAGGACAACAUCCACACCGUUGGAGACAGGACAGAGUACAGGCUGAAGGACCCUAAGAAGUCCGACCAAGGACGUUACAAUGUUGUCAUCAAGAACAAACAUGGACAGGGAGAGGCAUUCAUUAAUCUGGAUGUCAUUGAUGUCCCUGGACCUGUGAAGUGUCUUCAAGUGCUUGACACCGCCGACGGUGAGGUCAGCCUAGCCUGGGAAGAGCCAGAGAGCGACGGUGGCAGCAAGAUCAUUACAUACGUGGUGGAGAGGCGUGACGUCAAGCGCAAGACAUGGACUCUUGCUACUGACCGCUCUGAUGCUCCAGAAUACACUGUGACCGGACUCCAGAGGGAAUCCAUGUACCUAUUUCGUGUUUCUGCUCGCAACAGAGUGGGCAGUGGACCAAAUAUUGAGACAGAGAAACCUGGUGUUUAUGCCAAGAACAAGUUUGAUGUUCCUGAUACUCCUCAGGAUGUGAGUGUUGGAAACGUGAGUAAGUUUGGAGCCACAGUCUCCUGGGAAAAACCAGUGUCUGAUGGAGGGGCUGAGAUCACCUCCUACAUAAUUGAGUCCCGUGACAGGACCUCUGUGAAGUGGGCCGUGGCUAUGAUCAGUAAAGCAACAGACCGCAGUGCAAUCAUCAACGACGUCAUUGAGAACAAGGAAUACAUCUUCCGUGUCAAGGCUGAAAACAAGGCUGGCAUUGGAAAGCCAAGCGCUGCCACCAAUCCAGUGAAGAUCAUGGACCCCAUUGAGAGGCCAAGCCCACCUCAGAACCUGGUGCCCUCAGAACAGAAUAAGAACUCAGUCCAGCUGACAUGGGAGACCCCAUUGAAAAAUGGAGGCAGCAUGAUCACUGGCUACAUCAUUGAGAGAUGUGAGGACGAAACAAACCAUUGGCUCAGAUGCAACGCCAGGCUCUGCCAGGAUCUCACCUACAAGAUAUCUGGCCUGAAAUAUGGCAAGAAAUACAACUACAGAGUGAUGUCUGAGAAUGCAGCUGGAGUGUCUGACCCAUCCAACACACUGGGACCCAUGCUGGCUGAUGAUACACAUGUUGGCCCCACAAUGGACCUGAGUGGAUUCAAGGAUGGCCUGGAGGUCAUUGUUCCCCAUCCCCUUACUAUCCGUGUCCCUAUCUCUGGAUAUCCCACACCACACGCAAAGUGGAGCUUCGCUGAUAAGGAGCUCACUGCUGGUGAACGUGUUUACAUGAUUACAAAGAGUACCUACGUAGAACUGACUGUCACUCCAAGUGUGCGUCCAGACAGAGGUGUAUACGCUCUGACCCUGGAGAAUGAUAUUACCAGUUGCUCAGGAGAGAUUGAAGUCAAUGUUAUCGCAUCCCCAAGUGCACCCAAAGACUUUAAGGUUGCCGAGGUGACCAGACAGCAUGUGCACCUGAUGUGGGAGGCACCAGAGCAUGAUGGAGGAAGCCCUCUGACUGGGUACCAGAUUGAGAAACGUGACGUAUCCCGCAAGACCUGGGUCAAGGUGAUCACUGGUGUUCAAGACCAGGAGUUCACUGUCACUGAUGUUGUUGAGGGCAAAGAAUAUCUGUUCAGGGUUACUGCCUGCAACAAGUGUGGCCCAGGAGAGCCUGCCUACAUUGACGAGCCAGUCAAUGUGUCCUCCCCUGCCACUGUGCCAGACUCACCUGAGAACCUGAAAUGGAGGGACAAGACAGCAUCUGGCAUCUUUCUGACCUGGGAACCACCCAAGUGGGACGGCGGCACCGGAAUCAGGGGCUACAACAUAGAAAGAUGCCAGCGUGGGACAGACAACUGGGAAUCCUGCGGAGAUCAGGUCCCUGAGUUUAAAUUGCAAGUGACUGGUCUGAUUGAGGGACAGUGGUAUGCCUACCGCGUGAAGGCCUUGAACAGACUGGGUGCCAGCAAACCCUGCAAGGCUACAGAUGAGAUAUUGGCUGUUGAUCCUAAAGACCCCCCAGAGAUUCUUCUGGAUGUCAAGUGUCUUGCUGGACUGACCGUCAAAGCUGGAUCUAAGAUCGAGCUUCCAGCUGAUGUUCUUGGAAAGCCCGUACCUAAAGUGAAAUGGACCAAGGGUGAUGUGGUCCUGAAGGGAGACGAUAGGGUCUCUAUUGACGACAAGCCUGGUCACUCCGUCGUUACGAUCAGCAAGACAAUGAGAGAGGAUACAGCUACCUACAUCAUUGAAGCCCACAACAGCUGUGGUCGUGCUACUGCAACCAUUGACGUCAACAUUCUAGAUAAGCCUGGUCCUCCAGCUGCGUUUGAUAUCUCUGAGAUCACCAACAAGUCUUGUUUCCUGGCCUGGAACCCUCCCAGAGAUGAUGGAGGUGCAAAGGUCACCAACUACAUUGUGGAGAGUAGAGCCGCAGACAGCGAAAUCUGGCACAAGCUCUCCUCCACUGUCAAAGAGACUAACUACAAGGCCAUAAACCUUACGGCCUUCAAGGAGUACAUCUUCAGAGUGUUCGCUGAGAACCAGUUUGGUAUUGGUGUGCCAGCGGAACAUAUGCCAAUUAUUGCCAGAUACGCCUUCGAUUCUCCCGGUGCACCAACCAAGCUGGAGCCUUCUGAUAUUGUUAAAGAUGGCCUGACUCUGAAUUGGUAUGAGCCUGAAGAGGAUGGUGGUAGUCCUAUCACUGGAUACUGGGUUGAGAGGUUUGAACCAGAUCAGAACAGAUGGAUCAGAUGCAACAAGAUCCCAAUCAUAGACACCACAUACAGAGUCAAAGGACUACCCACAAGGAAGAAGUAUAAGUUCAGAGUCAUGGCUGAGAAUCUCGCCGGACCUGGAAAAUCAAGCAAGGAAACUGACCAGAUAUUGGUCAAGGAUCCUAUUGAUCCUCCAUGGGCUCCUGGUAAGCCAACCGUAAAAGACGUGGCAAAGACCUCUGCCUUCCUGCAGUGGACCAAGCCUGAGCACGAUGGUGGCGCCAAGAUCGAGGGCUACAUCAUUGAACUCCUGAAGAGUGGAACUGAGCAAUGGGUCCGUGUUUCAGAGGGAAUCAAUAUCCUGGAGCACUCCCUGAGAGGCCUGAUGGACAGACAGGAGUACUCCUUCAGGGUCCUUGCUGUCAACAUCGCUGGGGAGAGUGAGCCCAGCGAUCCUAGCGAUCCAGUUCUGUGCAAGGAGAGACUCAAUCCUCCUACACCCCCACGCUGGAUGAAUGUCAUCACCGUCACCAGGAACAGUGCUGAGCUGAAGUGGACAGUACCAGAGAAGGAUGGUGGUUCACCCAUCACCAACUACAUUGUUGAGAAGAGGGAUGUCAGGCGUAAGGGCUGGCAGACAGUGGACACCACUGUGAAGGAGCUGAAGUACACUGUCACUCCACUUAACGAGGGCUCUCUCUAUGUGUUCCGUGUGGCUGCUGAGAACGCUGUUGGACCCAGUGAAUUCUGUGAACUGGAAGACUCCAUUAUGGCUAAAGAUACUUAUACUACCCCUGGACCACCAUAUAAUCUCUCUGUCAAUGGUGUGUCAAAGAGACAUGUUGACCUGCAAUGGGAUGCCCCCAAGAAUGAUGGUGGCAGACCAGUUCUGAGAUACUCCAUUGAGAAGAAGGAGAAACUUGGUACCCGCUGGGUAAAGUGUGGAAAGACCUCAGGUGAUGACUGCAAGUACAGAGUGACAGACGUCAUUGAAGGAACCGAGGUUCAGUUCCAGGUCCGCGCUGAGAAUGAGGCCGGUGCUGGACAUCCUAGUGAAGCAACAGAAAUCAUUGCUAUUGAAGAUCCAACAGGUGUACCCUCUCCUCCAAUUGAGCUUCAUAUCACUGAAGCCAGCAGAGACCAUUUGUGUAUUGCUUGGAGACCACCAGAGAGAACUGGUGGCAGUGCUGUAACUGGCUACCAUAUUGAGCUGUGUGAGGCUGGUACUGAGAAGUGGAUGAGAAUCAACUCUCGCCCAAUCAAGGAGCUCAAAUACAAAACAGAGGAGGGCAUCACCCCAGAGAAACAAUAUGUCCUGAGAGUCCGUGCCAUCAACUCUGUUGGAGUUAGUGAGCCAUCUGAUAUCUCUGAGAAGGUCUAUGCCAAGGACCCUGACUGCAUCCCAACCCUUGAGUUUCAAACAAAGGACAUUGUGAUUGUUGAGGGAGAGAAGUGGCAUCUCCCCAUCCCAUUCAGAGCAGUACCCAAGCCCAAGAUAACCUGGCACAAAGACGGAAAGGAGCUGAAGGAUGAUGAGAGAAUGAGCUUCAGACAGGAGUACCUCUCCUGUCACCUGGAGAUCGAGAGCUGUCUGCAUUCAGACUCUGGCCAGUACAAGGUCACCCUGGAAAACUCCCUCGGAGCUAGCAGCGGAACAAUUAAUGUUAAAGUUGUUGGCCUGCCCGGUCCCUGCAAAGACAUUGUUGCCAGUGAAAUCACCAAGAGCUCUUGCAAGGUUUCCUGGGAUCCUCCCAACUAUGAUGGUGGUAGCCCUGUUCUCCACUAUGUGCUACAGCGCAGAGAGGCAGGCCGGAGGACCUACGUCAACAUGAUGUCUGGAGAGAACAAGGUCAGCUGGCCUGUCAAGGAUCUGAUCCCCAAUGGAGAGUACUACUUCCAGGUCAAAGCUGUCAACAAGAUUGGUGGCGGGGAGUAUCUUGAGCUCCGCAACCCUGUGAUUGCAGAGGAUCAGAAGCAGAGCCCUGACCCUCCAUUGGAUGUUGAGACCCACAACCCUACUUCCAAGACUAUCACCCUCACGUGGAAACCUCCGAUGUAUGACGGGGGCUGCAAGAUUAUGGGCUACGUUCUGGAGAAGAUGAUGAAGGGUGAGGAGAACUUCACAAGAUGCAACGACUUCCUUGUGCCUGUGCUGUCCUACACAGUGAGGAAUCUCAGGGAGGGAAAACAAUACCAGUUCCGUGUACGAGCUGAGAACGCUGCCGGAGUCAGCGACCCAUCACGCAGCACACCAAUGGUGAAGGCUUCUGAUGCUGUCGAAACACCCAAGGUGUUCCUCAGUGGAAGCCUGCAGUCCGGUAUGAGCAUCAAGAGAGGUGCUCAGAUCAGACUGGGCGCCAACAUCUCUGGAUCCCCAUACCCUCAAAUCACAUGGUACAGGAACGACGUCGUCAUUAGACCAGAAGCCAUGAAGAAGAGACCAGAAAAACCCAUUGUUAAGAAGAAGAAGGAGGAAAAGAAGGAAGUGAAGGAAGGAGAAAAGAAGGAAGGAGAAGUAAAGGAGGGUGAAAAGAAGGAGGUGAAAGAUGAAGAAAAGAAGGAAGUCAAGGAGGGAGAGGUUGAGGUCCCAGCUACUGAGGUCCCAGCUACUGAGGCCCCAGCUGCAGAGCCUGCCCAUGAGGAGCCUAAGGAGGAGGAACUCCCUGACUACCCAACCCUCCAGGAACGUCUCACCAUCCAUGACAAGAAGAGGGGAGAAUCCUCUUGCAUUGUCAGGGACACCAUCAGGGGUGACCACGGAGUGUACACUAUCAAGGUUGAGAACGACCAUGGUAUUGCCUCUGCAACUUGUGAAGUCAAUGUGCUAGAUGCGCCUGGACCUGCAAUCAACUUCCGGUUUGAGGAGAUCAGGAAGACCUCUGUCAUCUGCAAGUGGGAUCCUCCCAUGGAUGAUGGUGGCAGUGAUAUCCUGAACUACACCUUGGAAAAAAAGGACAACUCCAAGGUGGAGAUCGGAUGGAUCACCGUAACCUCAACGCUCAGGGGAUGUAGAUACCCCGUGACCAAACUGAUAGAGAAGAAGGAGUACAUCUUCCGGGUCACUGCUGAGAACAAGUUUGGUCCUGGACCAUCAUGCAUUUCUAAGCCACUUAUUGCCAAGAAUCCAUUCGACCCACCAGAGGGUCCUGGGAAGCCUGAGAUUGAUGGCAUCACAGCCAACUCCAUGCUGGUUAGCUGGGAGGAGCCAAAUGACAUGGGCAGCCCCAUUCUGGGUUACUGGGUAGAGCGGCGUGAGAUCAACAGCACCCACUGGACCAGAGUCAACCGGGUUAUUUUGGAGGAUACGGAACUUAACGUGGAAGGCCUACUGGAAGGUCUGACAUACAUCUUCAGGGUGGCUGCUGAGAAUCAAGCUGGGCCUGGGAAGUUCAGCAUCCCUUCUGAUCCUAUGACAUGCCAGGAUCCAAUCUUGCCACCUGGGCCACCGUUCCCAAGAAUCACUGAUACCACUGAGUCUUCCAUCGACGUGGAAUGGGAUCCUCCUGCCUCCAACGGAGGUGGAGACAUCCUGGGAUACCAUGUUGACAAAACCGUAGCAGGCACCAAAGACUGGUCCCGCUCCACAGAGAGACCCUGGAAGACCCGGGUCUUCACUGUGUAUGGAGUCAGAGAGGGAGCCAAGUACCUGGUCCGUGUGAUCGCAGUCAAUGGAGCCGGUGAAGGAACUCCUGGCUUGACUGAAUCAGUCUUUGUCAGAGAUCCUAAAGAGGCUCCAGUGGUGGAGCUGGAUCUCACUGUGAGGAAUGGCGUAAUGAUCAGAGCUGGGGAGCCACUGAUUCUGCCUGCCCUGGUCACUGGUAGACCUCCUCCAGACAUCAAAUGGACCAAAGAUGACGGUCCACCGGACAAAAACCACGUUGAGAUAGAAAAUGUUGGAAAGGAAAGCAUUCUCAGUAUCAAGGCUGCCACAAGAAAGGAUCCUGGCAAAUACCAGAUCAGUGCCAGGAACAACAGUGGAAUCAAGUCUACAUGGACAAGGGUUGAAGUCAUGGAUGUUCCCGGACCUGUGCUGGACCUGAAGCCUGUGGUGGUAACCAGGAAGCUGAUGAUUCUGAACUGGUCCGAUCCUGAUGACGAUGGCGGCAGUGAUCUGACUGGCUUCAUCAUUGAGAGAAGGGAUCCCAAGAUGCACACAUGGAGACAGCCCAUAGAGACACCCUCAUCUAAGUGUGAGAUUGUGGGUAUUGUUGAAGGGCAGGAGUACAUCUUCCGGGUCGUAGCGAAGAACAAGUUUGGCUGUGGCCCUCCCGUUGAUUUGGGCCCUAUUGCUGCAGUGGAUCCCAAAGCUCCACCAACUUCACCUGAGAGAUUCCACUACACUGAGAGGACAAAGACUUCCAUCAGCCUUGCCUGGAGGCCUCCCCGCAAUGAAGGAGGCAGUCCAAUCUUGGGCUACUUUGUCGAGAAGAAGAAGCACGAUGCCCCAGCAUUUGAGCCUUGUAACACAGAGAUGUGCAAGGACCUCUUCAUGACCGUCGAGAACCUCGAGGAGCUGUUUAUGUAUGAGUUCCGUGUCAAGGCUGUCAAUUUAAUUGGAUCAAGUGAACCUGGAAUUCCACUCACCAUUGUCAUUCAAGAUGAUGAACUUCCUCCUACUGUGAGGAUGUUGAAGACCUUCAAGGGAGAUGCCAUCACUGUGAAGAAGGGAGAGCCUAUUGAAAUCCCUGCUGAGGUGACUGGUCUUCCAAUGCCCAAGGUUGAAUGGUUGAAGGAUGAGGUGAUUAUUGUAGAGCCCACUGAGACUCUGUUGAUGGAUACCAAGGAAAUCAACAGAAUGCAGUGCAAUACCAAGCUCAGUAUCCCUGCAGCAGCAAGACUGGACAAAGGCAUCUUUACAGUGAUCGCCUCCAACCGUCUUGGGUCGGCUAGUCACACCAUCAAGGUUAAGGUGUUAGACCGUCCUCUGCCACCUAGGAAUGUGAAUAUUGGUAACAUCAAGGCUGAGUCCUGUCAUCUAACCUGGGACGCACCAGAGGACGAUGGAGGAAGUGAGCUCACUAACUACAUUGUUGAGAAGCUGGACAUUCUUCCCGAGGAGGAACCUGAAGAAGAAUAUGAGGAUUCUGAGGAUGAGGAGCCUAAACCUAAGCCUGAGCCUAGACCCAUUCCUGUCUGGACGGUGAUCACCAACAGCAUCAUUGAGAAACGAUUCGGGGUUUGGAAUCUGGAAACAGGUAGCCAGUGCCAGUUCAGAGUGAGAGCAGAGAACAGGUAUGGACAGAGUGACGCCUGCGAGACAGAGGCCACCGUCAUCAAGGAUCUGUACGGACUCCCUGGUACUCCAGAGAAACCACAGAUCGCAGAGCACACCAGGUCCUCCAUGCUUGUGACAUGGGACCCUCCACGAGACAACGGUGGAUCCACUAUCUCUGGCUACUGGCUAGAGAAGAGGGAGAAAGGUUCGUCUUAUUGGGCUCGGGUUAACAAGGCCCCGGUGACGAAGCGUGCUCCUAAGCGCUGGGAGUUCCAGGUCGUUCGUAUGAUCGAGGGGUCUGCGUAUGAGUUCCGUGUCAUGGCUGUCAAUAUUGCCGGUAUUGGACCCCCCAGUGGACCUUCCGAUCCUGCAUACGCAGUGGACCCUCUUAUGAAACCCGGCAUGCCAGCACCACCAGAGGUCGCAGACAAAACCAAGCACAGUGUCAGCCUCACAUGGUCUCCACCUGAGAAAGACGGUGGAAGCUCCAUCAAGGGUUACAUCGUUGAGAUCCAGGAUGAAGCCUCUUCUGUUUGGAACAGAAUCACUGAUCUAGAGACUCUGCAUGAGACCACUGAGAUCACUGUCCCAAGUCUCAAAGAGCUGAAACACUACAAGUUCAGAGUCACAGCCGUCAAUGACAUCGGCGAGUCUGACCCAAGUCCCAAGACAGAAGUCCUAAUUGAGGACGUACAUGUGGAGCCGAAGAUCCUUAUCGAUUGUGUUGUGGAAGAUUUGCUGUGCGUCCGGGCUGGUCAUUCCUUCAGAAUCCCUGCCAUUAUCAAAGGGCGGCCCGUUCCUAAGGUGACCUGGGAAUUCACUGGACCAGCAAAGACCCACAAGAAGAACCGCCUUCAUGUCCUUCCAGUUGACUCAGAGCUUGAAUCUACUGAUACUACCGCAAACAUCACUGUACCUGUGUGCUUGAGGACACACUCUGGACGAUACACCAUCACAGCCAAGAACAAGGCGGGACAGAAACAUGUCAACGUCAGAGUCAAUGUUCUCGACGUGCCUGGUGCUCCUAGAGGGCUCAAAGUAACCGACAUCACCAGAGCUACUAUGAGGCUGAUCUGGAAACUGCCUGCUAACGACGGUGGCGAGAGGAUCAAGAGUUACUUCAUUGAGAAGAAGAAUGUGACAGGAAAGGCCUGGACCAUAGUAAACCAGUGCUGUUUCAGCCAGGCCUACAUUGUGGAGGGACUGCUGGAAGGACAGGAGUAUGUUUUCCGUGUGCGGGCUGAGAACCGUCUGGGAAUGGGACCUUUAACUGAGACCACUGAGCCUGCUAGGGCAAGAGACCCCAUCUACAUACCUGAUCCCCCAACCCACGUCAAGGUCAAUCUGGUCACCAAGGAUACAGUGACCCUGACAUGGGUGCCACCUAAGAACAACGGUGGUUCUCCUGUGAAGCACUACAUCAUAGAGCGCUUGAGUUGGGACACCAGCGGCCCGGAGAAGGAAACAUGGAAGCAGUGUAACAAGCGCAACGUUGAGGAAACCAUCUUCAUCAUUGAAGAUCUGAAAAAUGGCGGAGAGUAUGAGUUCCGCGUCAAGGCUGUGAACGAGGCUGGCCCAAGCAGAUCGUCGGCCACCGCUGGACCAAUCAUCAUCAAGGACCAGACAUGUGCUCCUACCAUUGAACUGAAGGAACAGAUGGAAGGUGAAGAGGGACUAGACGUCCAUAUUGUGGCUAGGAUACAUGGCUGUCCAUUCCCCUCCCUCGUAUGGCAGAAGGCUCCCAUUGCCAAGCCUGAAGACAAGGCUGUAGUGCAAUAUGAUCAGCAUGUCAACAAACGGAUCGUUGAUAACAAAUGUACCCUGCUGAUCCAGCAGUCCAAGAGAGAUGACAGCUCCCUUUACUCUAUCACUGCUAGCAACAGUCUGGGAAAAGCCUCUAAGGACAUCAAACUCACUGUCCUAGGACGACCUGGCGUACCAGUCGGGCCGAUUGAAUUCAAAGAGGUGUUUGCCGAGAGGAUAACACUUGCAUGGAAACCACCUAGAGAUGACGGUGGCUCCAAGGUGACAAACUAUGUCAUUGAGAAGCGUGAGGAAAACAGAAAGUCAUGGGUGCACGUUUCCAAUGAUCCCAAAGAAGGCCUCUAUACAGUUCAGAGGCUGACUGAGGGCCAUGAGUAUGAGUUCCGUGUCAUGGCUCAGAACAAAUAUGGAGUUGGCCCACCGCUGUACAGCGAACAUGAGAAAGCAAGGAAUCUCUUCACUGUCCCUGGCCAAGUUGAGAAGCCCUUAGUGGAAGACGUGACUCUUGAGUCUAUGGUGAUCGUCUGGGGUGAGCCAAAAUACGAUGGUGGAUCUCCAGUUAGUGGUUACUGGCUGGAGCGUAAAGAGACGACGGCUAAGCGCUGGACCAAAGUGAAUCGCGCCCCUAUCAGGGUCAUGCCCCUGGGUCAGGAGUAUGAGAUCACUGGUCUGCAGGAGGGAGCAAUCUACCAGUUCCGUGUGACCGCAAUCAACGCAGCUGGAAUGGGACUUCCCAGUGUCCCAUCGGAUCCUGUUCUUUCAAGAGACCCUAUUACUCUCCCCGGUCCCCCAACCCCCAAAGUAACAGACUGGACCAAGUCAACAGUGGAUCUGGAGUGGAUUCCACCUUUGAUUGAUGGUGGAUCUAAGGUCACUGGUUACUUUGUUGAAUACAUAGAAGAGGGAAAAGAAGCAGAAAUAGAAAAGCAGAAGGCAGCGGAAGCAGACAAAGUAGGAGUAGUAAAACAGAAAAAAGUGAAGAAAAUCAUAUUUGAUGAAGACGGAAAUGAAAUAUCAGAAUCAGAAGAAGAAGAAGAGGUAGUAGGGAUAAAAGACGGAUGGGAAAAGGCUAAAGACAAGGAGAUUAGAGGCACUAAGUUUGUUGUGUCUGGACUGAAAGAGCUGGGAAGGUACAAGUUCAGAGUGAGGGCAGUGAAUGCUGCUGGCGUCGGUGAGCCCGGUCAAGUGGCCGAAGUUAUUGAAUGCAAGGACAGAACAAUUGCCCCUGAAGUGGACUUGGAUGCCUCAGUGAAGGAGAAGAUUGUAGUCCAUGCCGGUGCUACCAUCCGCCUCCUGGCCCACGUGUCGGGCAAGCCGGCACCAGAGAUCACAUGGAGCAGAGAUGACCAGCCUCUACCAGCAGAGGCUAAGGUUGAAACCACUUCAAUCAGCUCUGCUCUGGUUAUCAAAAACUGUAGACGCCAUCACCAGGGUAUAUACACCCUGAGUGCAAAGAAUGAAGGAGGGGAAAGGAAGAAGGCUGUCAUUGUGGAGGUGUUGGAUGUUCCCGGCCCAGUUGGUCAGCCGUUCUCUGGUGUGAACCUCACCAUUGACUCUUGCAAGUUGACCUGGUACUCCCCUGAAGACGACGGUGGCUCAGCCAUCACCAACUACAUAAUUGAGAAGAGAGAGUCUGACCGCAUGGGCUGGACAGCAGUCUCUUACACGGUCACCAGGCACAAUGCUGUGGUCCAGGGUCUCAUCGACGGAAAAGGAUAUUUCUUUAGAAUCGCAGCUGAGAAUAUCAUCGGAAUGGGUCCAUUUAUUGAAUCAGAACGACCAGUUCUCAUCAAAGAUCCUAUUUCUGUUCCUGAGCGUGCUGAGGAUCUAGAAAUCACAGCCAUCACCAAAGACUCCAUCAGUUUGGCCUGGAGACCACCUAAGUACGAUGGUGGUUCUGAGGUUACAUGUUAUGUGCUUGAAGCUCGUCUGAUUGGAAAGGAUAACUUCACUAAGAUCGAUACUGAUGACACGUUGAUGGAUAGGAAGUUCACAAAGGGAGGUCUCAAAGAGAAUUCCACCUAUGAAUUCCGUGUCAGUGCUGUCAACGUGAUUGGUCAGGGAAAGCACUCUUUCUGCACCAAGCCAAUCCAGGUCAAGGAAGAACUUGAGCCCCCAACGAUCGACUUGGACUUCCGUGACAGACUGGUUGUGCGUGUGGGAGACGUGUGCACCCUCCAAGGCCGCUUCACUGGGAAGCCAGCACCUACAAUAACAUGGACAAAGAACGAGGAAGAGCUGAAAGCAGAUGAGGAGGUCACAAUGACCAACACUAGUAAAACACUGUGCUUGGCUAUGCCCAAGGCUAAACGAGAACACAGCGGCAGAUACCAGGUGGUGGUGGAGAACAUUGUUGGAUUACGUAAAGGAAUUUGCAGUCUCAGUGUUGUUGAUCGCCCCCAGCCUCCAGAGGGCCCAGUGGUCUUCAAUGAGGUCUACAGGAACUACAUGGUGAUUUCUUGGAACCCUCCUCUGGAUGAUGGUGGAUGUGCCAUCUCCAACUACACCAUUGAGAAGAGAGACACAAACAGAGACCUCUGGAUGCCGGUGACAACAGCUUGCACCAGGACAACAUGCAAAGUACCUAAGCUGAUUGAGGGCAGAGAGUACAUAAUCAGAAUCUGUGCUGUGAACAUCCACGGUGUCAGCAACCCACUGCUGUCUGCCGAGACAAAAGCUAAGGAUAUCUUCAAGGUGCCAAAUGCACCCAAACAGCCCAUUGUGCAGGAGAUCUAUAAGGAUCAAGCCCUUCUGACUUGGGAACCACCUGCUGAUGGUGGGAAGCCCAUCACUGGCUAUGUCAUUGAGAGGAAGGAGACCAUGACUAAUAGAUGGACUCGCGCAUCUGGAAAAGACCGCAUCUUUCCCAAAGUGGAGUACUUUGUUCCAGACCUCCUCGAGGGCUGUGAAUAUGAGUUCCGUGUCAUGGCUGAGAACGUUGUGGGUCUCGGUGACCCCAGCCCUCCAUCAAAGCCCAUAUUUGCCAAAGAUCCAAUUGUGCUUCCAAGCCCCCCUGUGCUGCCAGAAGCUGUAGAUUGGACAAAAGAGUCUGUGUCACUGUCUUGGCAGCCACCAAAGGACUGUGGCAGGGGCAAGAUCUUCGGCUAUCUCGUUGAGUUCACUAAAGCUGGAGAGGAGUGGCAGAAGGUGAAUCAGACUCCUGAUUCCUGCCAAGAAACCAAGUUCAAGGUCAUUAACCUGGAAGAGGGAGAAUAUUACAGAUUCAGAGUAACUGCUGUGAACUUUGCUGGUGAAUCUGAACCUGCAUACACCACAGAUCCAGUGAAGGCAGAAGACAGACUUGAACAUCCUGAAUUGGAUGUUGAACUGGGUAUGCCUCGUGAGUUGAAAGCCAUGGCCGGAACCCAUAUCAAUCUAAUUGCUGGAAUCAAGGGAAUUCCAUUCCCCAAAGUCACAUGGAAGAAGAACGACGAAGACGUCCCCACAAGAGUUGACAUUGAGAUCAAUCCGCUAGGAUCCAAAUUGGAGAUGCGCUACUGUGUCCGUUCUGACUGUGGUGACUACACUCUGAACAUUGAAAACUCAUCUGGUUCGAAGACUGCCACAUGCACAGUCCUCGUCCUGGACAAACCUGGUCCAAUCCAGCACCUGAGGGUUUCAGAGGUGAGAAGCGAUUCAGCCUAUCUCUCCUGGAAAGACCCCGAGGACAAUGGAGGAGCACGUCUUACCAACUUUGUUGUGGAGAAGAAAGAUGUGGCAGCCGCACAGUGGGUGCCAGUGUGCUCUUCGUCUAAGAAACGAAGCAUGAUGGCCAAGCACUUGAUGGAAGGAACAUCGUAUUUGUUCCGUGUUGCUGCUGAGAAUCAGUUCGGCAGAAGUGAAUACAUUGAAACAACCAAAGCCGUCAAAGCCAUGAAUCCACUGUUCCCACCUGGUCCACCAAAGGACUUGCACCAUGUAGAUGUCGACAAGACGGAGGUCUGGCUUGUGUGGAACUGGCCUGACCGCAAUGGAGGUAGCAACAUCAUAGGUUUCCUGGUUGAGUACCAAGAGGAAGGAGAGAGAGAGUGGGAUGAAUGGAACACCGUCAGCAUCCCUGAGAGCCACAUCACUGGCCUCGAGGAAGGAAAGACGUACAGAUUCCGUGUGAGAGCGGAGAACGCUAUCGGACUGAGUAGACCAGACACCACUGUCCCCGUCCUCUGCCAGGAGAAGCUUGUGGCUCCAAUCGUUGAAGUUGAGGCCAAGUUGAUCGAAGGGAUCAUUGUGAAAUGUGGAAGCACUAUCAGACUCCCUGCGAUCAUGAGAGGCAUCCCUGCGCCUACUGCCAAAUGGUCCAUUGACGGAGAAGAAAUUGUACCCGAAGGCGCAGUUAAGAUUGAGAGUGACAACUAUUCAACAGUUCUCAGCAUCAAUGAGUGUAUGAGAACCAACAGUGGAACCUAUAUUCUCACAGUUUCCAACCCUGCAGGAACCAAGACUCUGGCUUUGAAUGUGACCGUUCUUGAUGUGCCCGCUGCUCCCAUUGGACCAGUCAAUGUCCUUGAGGUUACUCCUGAGUACAUGCUUAUUGACUGGCGUACUCCAAAGGAUGAUGGUGGAAGCCCUGUAACAGGUUACAUUGUUGAGAAGAGAGAGGCUAAGAAGGAAACCUGGGGAGGUGUGAGCUCUGGUAGCACAGCUACAAAGCUUAAGAUCUCUCGUUUGCAGAGCGGUGUUGAAUAUGUUGUGCGUAUCCGUGCAGAGAACAAAAUGGGUAUCGGCGCUCCUCUUGAAAGUGCACCAACUGUCGCCCAACACACGUUUGAAGCCCCUGGCCAUCCAGGCAAACCAAACACAUGGGACAUUGCAGAAGAUGCUCUCACUGUUGGGUGGACCAUGCCAUUGUUUGAUGGAGGCAGUCAAAUAACUGGAUAUAUAGUUGAGCGUAGACACAAAGGCGGUAAAUGGAUCCGUGUCAACACGACACCCUGUAAGGAUCUCAGAAUCAGAGUACUUGGUCUCUUUGAGGGAAAUGAGUAUGAGUUUAGAGUUUUCGCUGAAAAUAUUGCUGGUUUCAGUGGACCUUCUGCCAUAUCAGACCCAGCAAAACCCUGUCGUCAAAUUAAAGCUCCUGGACCUCCAGUUAACCCCAGAAUCAAGGACUACAGUAAGGAAAAUGCAGACCUAGUCUGGAUUAAGCCCAACAAAGAUGGAGGCAGUCCAAUCAUGGGCUACAUUAUUGAAAUGCAGAAAGCUGGCGGAGAAUGGGAGAUCAUCAACAAGGAUGGUCACAUUAAGCAGUGUGCUUACAGAGUUAAAGGCCUUGAAGAACACUCAGAGUAUAGGUUCCGCAUUAGUGCUGUAAAUAUGAUUGGAGUUGGAGAGCCUAGAGAAUGCCUUGGAUCGGUGGUUGCCAAAGACAUCAUGAUACCUCCAGAGAUCGAGAUGAAUGCCUCAAGCCGUGAGCGUUUGACUGUCCGAGUUGGACAUAACAUCAACAUCAUCGGUUACGUGAAUGCCAGACCCGAUCCAGAGAUUAUCUGGAAAAAGGGUGAUGAUGUUUUGGAAACCGCCAAGCACACAACACUAACUCAGAACUUGCCUGUUGUUCAACUGAGAAUCAAAGAGGCAACCAGAGCAGACCAUGGAAUAUAUGUUUUGAAGGCUAACAACUACAGUGGUGAAGCCGAAGCUACAAUAACUGUGAAUGUGUUGGAUAGACCUGGACACUGUCAGAAUCUGAAGGCCACCUAUGUGACCAAAGACUCUUGUAUGGUGUCCUGGGAGAACCCUGUAGAUAACGGAGGCUCUGAGAUUACAAACUACAUUGUUGAGUGCCGUGAACCCAGUGUGAGGCUUUGGUCAAUGAUCUCAUCUGACUGCACUAACCGCAUGGUUAAAGCCAAACUCAUGGAGGGCCACGAGUAUUUCUUCCGUGUUUGUGCUGCGAACAAAUGCGGCCCUGGGCCCACAGUAGAGACAAAACAACCAACCCUUGCCAUCGAUCCCAUUAACACGCCUGGUGAGCCAGAGAACUUCCACGUAACCGACGUGGGUAAGAACUUUGUCUUCUUGAAAUGGAGGAGGCCAGACUAUGAUGGUGGAAGCCCCAGCAUUGGUUACGCUUUGGAGAGCAAAGAAGCAGGAGCGGCAGAAUGGGUGCCAUUACACGAGGAUCUAAUUACAAGUACCUACUUCAUGGCUGACAAGUGUGUGGAAAAACAAACCUAUCAGUUCAGAGUGCAGACAUGCAAUGAAGGUGGAGAAAGUGACUGGGUGAAGACUGGUGAUGUACUUGUUAAAGAGGAGAUCCAGAAACCAGUGCUUGAUUUAAAGUUAGCUGGAGCCCUUGUGGUUAAAGCUAGAGAGUCUAUCAGAAUUGAGGCUGGACUCAGAGGAAAGCCUCAACCAGAGGUGAAGUGGGUGAAGGACAAGGCCACAGGAGAUAACCCCAGAGUUAGUGUUGAAACGGGCACAGAUUACUCUAAAUUCCUUUUGACCAAAUCCAAACGUACAGACACCGGAAAAUAUGUUGUUACUGCCACAAACUCUGCUGGAACCUUCACUGGAUACGCAGUUGUUAAUGUCUUGGAUGUCCCAGGGCCCGUGAGAGACGUGAAGGUGUCUGGAAUCGGAGUAGACAAAUGUAGAGUUGCAUGGGAUCUCCCAGAAGAUGAAGGUGGAUGUGAAGUUGAUAGCUAUAUCAUUGAGAAAUGUGAGACAAGAAGAAUGGUCUGGUCCACAUACUCUGCUUCACUUGUCACCAACUACUGCAAUGUUACCCGACUAGUAGAAGGAAAUGAGUACAUCUUCCGCAUCAGAGCAGAAAACAAGAUGGGGACAGGUCCCGCAGUGGAGAGCAAACCUGUCACAGCUAGGACUCAGUUCAACAGACCUGGACCACCAGAAUCACCAGAGAUAACCAAGAUCGGCAAGGAGGAAAUGACAGUCGUAUGGGCCCCACCAGAGAAUGAUGGUGGAAAGUCUAUCACUGGUUAUAUCCUGGAAAGGAAAGAAAAGCGUGCUGUCAAAUGGGUGCCAUGCACAAAGAGUACCAUCUCUGAGAGACGCAUGAAAGUCAGCAACUUAAUUCCCAACCACGACUAUCAGUUCCGUGUCAAGGCUGAAAAUGAAGUUGGACUGGGAGAGCCAAGCAAACCAUGCAGACCAGUAGCAGCCAAAGAUCCAAUUGAGACUCCUGGUCCUCCAGGCAGUUUCAAGGUGAUUGACAGCACCAAGAUGUCCAUUACUCUUGGGUGGGCCAAGCCUAUAUAUGAUGGAGGUGCUCCUAUCAUUGGAUACAUGGUUGAAAUGAGAGACAAACUUGAACCUAAACCGGAAGUGAUUGAAGCUGAAGCUGUUCCUGAAGAUAAACCUGCAGAUGAAGCUAAGCCUGAAGGUGAAGCUAAGCCUGAAGCAGCAGCAGGAGAAGGUGAGGAAAAAUAUGAAGAGGAAGCUGAGGAUGAAGCUACUGCAGUUGCAGCUAAAGCUAAAGCUGAAGCUAAACGUAAGGAGAAAGAAGAGGGCUGGAAGAAGUGUAACACCGGUGCUGGUGUGCUGGUGCACACAGAAUUCACCAUUCCAAACUUGAAUGAGAAGCAGAUGUAUGAAUUCAGAGUCUCUGCACAGAACCAGGUCGGCUGGGGUCGUCCUGCUACACUCAAAGAGGCUGUCAACCCCAAGGAGGUCCUCGAGGCACCAGAGAUUGACUUGGAUGCCAGUCUAAGGAAGGGCUUCAUUGUUAGAGCAGGCUGCCCCAUCAGGCUCUUCGCUACUAUCAGAGGAAGACCAUCCCCCAAAGUCACCUGGAAGAAGCUCGGUGUUGAUAACGUCGCCAGGAGAGGGCACGUAGAUCAGAUUGAUACUAUGUCCUUCCUUGUGAUCCCUGAGAGCACUCGGGACGACUCCGGCAGAUACUCUCUCACACUCUCCAACUCCGCUGGGGAGAAAGCUAUAUUUGUCCGUGUUAAAGUAUUGGAUACUCCUGGACCUGUGGGAGGAUUUGAGGUCUGUGAUGUGACAAGCACCGGUUGUCAGCUGUCUUGGCUUCCUCCAGAUAACGAUGGUGGCUGUCAAAUCCAGAACUACAUCGUUGAGAAACGUGAACUCGAAAAGAAGACUUGGUCAAAUUGUAUCAACGACUUGAAGAAAACAAGCUUCAGAGUCACCGGCCUCACACCUGGCUGUGACUACUACUUUAGAGUUAUGGCAGUCAAUAAAUAUGGCAUUGGUGUUCCUAAAGACUCUCCAAAAGCCUACCUGACAACUGAUCCUAUAAGUGAACCUGAUCCACCCAAGAAGAUGGAUGUCUUGGAAGUGACAAAGAACAGUGCCACUCUGGGAUGGCUGAAACCUUUGAGGGAUGGUGGAGCUAAGAUCAAUGGCUACAUGGUUGAUUACAAAGAGGAUGGCGAACCUGAAGACAAAUGGACACCAUAUUCCGUUGUUAAAGACUUAACCAUUGUAGUCGUUGGACUUAAAGAGGGCACAAAGUACAAGUUCAGAGUUGCAGCAAGAAACGUGGCUGGAACCAGUCUGGCAAGAGAAGCUGAGGGAGUAUUUCAGGUCAAGGAGCAGCUGAUGGCACCAAAGAUCAUCAUGCCUGAUAGUGUCACAGUAAAGGCAGGAGAGAAAAUGAGAGUUGACGCUAUUGUGGCUGGAAAACCUACACCAUUCUGCAAAUGGAGGCAAGGAGCCGAUGAUCUGUUGACAUCUGAUCGUCUCAUGGUGCAAAAGUCUCCAAACUGCAUUUCACUCAUCAUGAAAGACGUCUCGAGAAAGGACAGUGGUUAUUUCAGUCUUUCUGCUGAGAACAGCACCGCCAAAAUAAGCCAGAUCCUUAGAGUCAUAGUACAGGAUAAGCCUGGGCCUCCUGAUGCUCCCCUGGAGAUUGCUGAGCUUGAUAUUGAUGCCUGCACACUUCAGUGGAACCAACCCAGUGAGGAUGGUGGAAGCAACAUCACUAACUACGUCAUUGAGAAGUGUGAUGUGAGCAGAGGAGACUGGGUCAUAGCUUCUGGCUCAUGCACCACAACCAGCUACAGAGUUGGCAAGCUUACCCCUGGAAUGGAGUAUGGCUUCCGUGUCCGAGCUGAGAACAGAUUUGGCAUCUCGGAGCCAAUCUAUUCAGAGAAAAUUAUCGCUAGAUAUCCCUUCGAUGUCCCAGGCGAGCCCAGAAAUCUGUGUAUCACGAACGUUAAGAGUGAAGCAGUGUCUCUGUCCUACGAGACCCCAUCAUCUGAUGGUGGCAGUCCUCUUACCGGAUACUGCAUUGAGCGUAAAGAGAGGAACAGCCUUCUCUGGGUAAGAGCAAAUGAGUCCGUUGUCCGCGGACUUGAAUACAACUGCACAGGCUUAAUGGAAGGUCUGGAAUAUGCAUUCAGGGUGUCUGCCCUCAACAAGGCCGGCCAGGGGAAACCAAGCAAACAGACUGACUGGGUCACAGCAAGAACACCCAUCGAUCCACCUGGGAAACCUGAGGUAAUGGAUGUGACAAAGAGCACUGUUUCACUUGUUUGGACUCGCCCCCAAAAUGAUGGAGGUAGCAAGCUCAUCGGAUACUAUGUGGAGUACAUGAAGAUUGGUCAAGAAGUAGAGAAAUGGGUUCGCUGCAAUGCCAACUGCCAGAACGUCAAAACAGAAGACUAUGUUGUAACUGGCCUGGAGGAGGGAGCCCAGUAUCACUUCAGAGUUUUCGCCAAGUCAGCAAUCAACAUCAGCUUGCCUUCUCAGAUCUCAGAUGCCAUUCCAGUGUUUGCAGAGAAUGUUCCCCCCAGGGUCGAGCUGGGAGUGGACAUGAAGAACAUGAUCAUAGUGAAGGCUGGAGAAAAUGUCUCCUUUGAUGCAGUAGUGUUUGGAAAACCACUGCCCAAGGUUACAUGGAAGAGAAAUGGUGUUCCAUUGAAACUGGUUGAUGGGAUGAAGAUGACACAGAAGAGACACACACACAUUCUGGAAUUGUUCUCUGUAGCAAGGAAGGAGUCUGGAGAGUACACUAUUUUAGCUGAAAACCCCAAUGGCACUAAAUGUGCCAAUAUUAAACUCAAGGUUCUAGACAAACCCGGCCCACCAGCCGGAGUGAAAGUCACCAAGGUGUUUGCGGACCGUAUUAAGAUGAGGUGGGAGCCACCUGUUGCAGAUGGAGGCUCUGAAAUCAUCAACUACAUCAUUGACAAACGUGAAACCAGCAGAGCGAACUGGGCUCUGGUCACCUCCAAUAUCAAUGGUCAACUGACCGAUUGCACAGUAGAAAAACUCAUGCAGGACCAUGAAUACCAGUUCAGGGUCAGUGCUGAGAACCAGUAUGGUAUUGGAGACCCCAUCCUCACUGACCCUGUCAUGGUCAAGAAUCCAUAUGAUGUUCCUGGUCCUAGUGAGCCACCAGUUAUUACCAACAUUACAGCCAAUUCUAUGACUGUCAGCUGGAAAGCGCCUGCUGAUGAUGGUAAAGCUACCAUUUUGGGUUACAUGGUUGAGAAACGUGAAGCGUCAGAGCUCAACUGGGCUAAAGUCAACCGUAAACUAGUGAUUGACAGGAGCAUAAAAGCUGCCCAGCUCUCAGAGGGAUCUGAGUAUGAGUUCAGAGUGAUUGCCAUGAACAAAGCUGGAUUUGGCAAACCAAGUGAUGCAUCCAAUGCUGCCCUUGCCGUGGAUCCUGUGUAUCCACCUGCACCACCUGCAUUCCCUAAAGUUGUCGACUCAACACACAGCACCAUUAGCUUGUCUUGGACCAAGCCUGCUUACGAUGGUGGUUGUGAAAUCUUUGGCUACCUUGUCGAGUGCAAGAGAGCUGAUGCAGCAGACUGGACAAAGUGCAAUGUGCCCAAAAAUCUGCAAGAAACCAAGUUCCUGGUUACUGGUCUCAUUGAUAAAACAGAAUAUGUGUUCCGUGUCUUUGCUGUGAACAAGAUCGGAUACAGCGAGCCAAGUGAAGUUCCUGGGAAACACGAGGCCAAAGACAUCCUGAUUGCCGCUGAUGCUGAGCUGGAUGCUGACCUUCGCAAGGCACUGGUCCUGAGAGCCGGAGUCACAAUGAGACUCUAUGUGCCACUGAUAGGACGUCCCCCACCCAAGGUGGUGUGGACCAAGGUCAAUGCCAACCUCAAAGAACGAGCAGGAAUCAUGAUCAAAACGACCGAAUGGGAUACCCUUAUGUACAUUGAGGAUAUCAACAGAUAUGAUGCUGGCAAAUACGUUUUGUCUCUUGAAAACGAGAGCGGAAAGAAGUCUUACACUAUCGUCGUGAAGGUCCUAGAUACUCCUGGUCCACCACUGAAUCUAAUUGUGAAGGAAACAUCUCUGAACCAUGCAUCCAUCGGCUGGGAUCCUCCUCUGAUUGAUGGAGGAAGCCCAGUGAAGAGCUACAUUGUUGAGAAGCGUCUUGCAGAGAGAAAGGCAUGGUCCUGUGUCAUAGCCGAAUGCCCCAAAUCUACUUUCAGGAUUCCUAACUUGGAAGCUGGACAAGCCUACUGUUUCAGAGUCUUGGCUGAAAAUAACUAUGGGAUCGGAGAAGGUUGUGAGACUGCCGGAGUUGUAAGAGCUUCAGAACUACCUGGAGCAGUUAUAGAUUUCAAGGCACUGUCGAUCACUAAAGAUUCCAUUCAUAUUGGCUGGAAAAAGCCAAUCAGUGAUGGUGGAAGUCACAUCAGUGCUUAUCUUCUGGAGCUUCAGGAAGGUGAAGAGAAGUAUACGGAACUAGUGAAAGGAAAGGUCAUGUCACAUAUGAUGGUUGAACUUAAAGAAGGAAAGGAGUACUCUUACAGGGUGAAAGCAAUAAAUGAGUCUGGAGAGGGACCACCUUCGGAGCUCACUGUGAUCGCUAAAGAUCAAACCGUUGCACCUGAUUGUGACUUGAGUGGCAUCCCAGAUCUGUGUUAUGUUGCCAAGGAGGGAAGCACAGUCCGUAUCAACGUCCCUAUUGUUGGCAAACCAGCUCCUUCAGCCAUCUGGAAGAAGGGAAAUGUUUCUCUGGGAGACAGUGGAAGAAUGUCAGUUGAAUCUACACCUACUUUGACAACUUUGCUCAUCCGUGAUUGCCAGAGAGGUGAUGCGGAAAAUUAUACAAUCCUGCUAAGAAACACUGCAGGAGUCAAAGAAGCAAAGAUGCAGAUAAAGGUGGUUGGAAAACCAGGAAUCCCAACAGGACCAUUCAAGUUUGAUGAAAUCACUGCCGAUGGAAUCACUCUGGAGUGGGGUCCACCAAAGGAUGAUGGUGGGACUGAAAUAUCCAACUACAUUCUGGAGAAGCGGCAAUCAACGGCCAACAAGUGGGCUACUGUGGCAUCUGCGAUCCAGAAGAAUACUAUGAGAGUUACGAGGCUCCAUGAUGGUACUGAAUACAUCUUCAGAGUGUUCGCAGAAAACAAAUAUGGAGUUGGAGAAUGCCUCAAAUCUGACCCAGUGGUGGCUCAGCAUCCAUUCAAUGUGCCUGAUGCACCUGCACCACCAGAGAUUGUGAGCAUUCGCCAUGAGUCGGCCAUUUUAAAUUGGACUGAACCUAAAGAAAAUGGAGGCUCACCAAUCACUGGCUAUCAUGUCGAAUUCAAAGAAAGGAACAGCUUGAUGUGGAAGAGAGCCACUAAGACCCCUAUUAGGGUAAAGGACUGCAGAGUGACUGGACUGAUUGAAGGCCUGGAGUAUGAAUUCAGAGUCAUGGCAAUGAAUGCGGCCGGUUUAGGAAGGCCAAGCAGGGCAACAGAACCAGUCAUCGCCCUUGAUCCAAUUGAUCCUCCUGGUAAGCCUGAUGUCAUCAAUGUAACCAGAAGCACUGUAACACUUAUGUGGACUGCACCCAAGUACGAUGGUGGACACAAACUGACUGGCUACCUGGUUGAGAAACUGGAAUUGCCAGGAAAGACAUGGAUGAAAGCAAAUCAUAUCAAUGUCCAAGGCCUUGCGUUUACUGUGCAAGACCUGACAGAAGGCAGCAGCAUGGAAUUCAGAAUCAGAGCUAAGAAUGCAGCUGGCGCAAUCAGUGUUCCGUCAGAGCAAACUGAUACCCUUAUCUGCAAAGAUGAGUAUGAACCACCAAGCAUCUCUAUCGAUCCAGACAUGAAGGAAGGUGUCUCUGUCAGAGCUGGGGACACCAUUGUGGUAUCUGCUUCCAAGAUCCUUGGCAAACCUCCACCUACAGCUGUGUGGUCCAAGGCAGGAAGAGAAUUCAAGACCUCAGAUAUUGUCCAAAUCACAAGCACUCCAACUACUUCAACGUUGUCUAUUAAAUAUGCCAGCAGGAAGAACACUGGAGAGUACACAAUUACAGCCAGCAAUCCUUUCGGUAUCAGAGAAGAACAUGUUAAGGUCAAGGUUCUUGAUAUCCCUGGACCUCCAGGCCCCAUUGAAGCUAGCAGUGUGUCAGCUGAGAAGUGCACAUUGACAUGGUUGCCACCAGAAGAGGAUGGUGGCUGCGCAAUCAAAUCCUACACACUGGAGAAGAGAGAAACAAGCCGUCUUCUCUGGACCAAACUUGCUGAAAAUAUCUUUGAUUGCAGAUUUGUUGCAAACAAGCUUAUCAAGGGCAAUGAGUACAUCUUCCGUGUGUCUGCAGUGAACCAGUAUGGCACUGGUGAUGGAACACAAUCCGGCCCAGUCAAAAUGGUUGACAGCUUUGGCCCACCAGGCCCACCCGGAGUCCCAGAGAUUGACAAUGUCAGCAGGAAUGCUGUCACCAUUUUCUGGAAGAGGCCAAUUAAAGAUGGCGGAAGUGAUAUUAGAGGUUAUCAGGUUGAGAGGAAAGAGAGAAGAGGAAUGAGAUGGGUGAGAGCAUCGAAGAAAACGGUCUCUGACCUACGUUACAAAGUACAAGGACUCACGGAAGGUGUUCAAUAUGAAUUCAGAGUAACUGCAGAGAACAAAGCUGGCUUUGGGGAACCAAGUGAACCAUCUGCUCAUGUAAUGACAAAGGAUAUUGUAUAUCCACCAGGACCUCCUUCCAACCCAAGAAUUACUGACACCACCAAGACAACAGCCACAUUCAACUGGGGUAAACCCCACUAUGAUGGCGGCCUGGAUGUAGCGGGAUACAUUGUUGAGCACAAAAAGGAAGGACAUGACGAUUGGGUCACAGACGUCUCAAGACUGAGAAUUACAGAAUAUGUUGUCUCAGACCUGAAGGCAGGUGGGAACUACUAUUUCAGAGUCACAGCCAUGAAUACAGAGGGAGUUGGUGAACCAGCAGAGGUUGAAGAAAUUGUUGAACUUGGGGACCGUGAGACACUUCCUGACUAUGAGCUUGACGCUGAGUAUAGAAAAACCCUUGUUGUCAGGGUCCGUGGAUCCAUUCGUAUCUUCGUACCAAUUAAAGGACGUCCAGUUCCUGAAGUAACCUGGAUGAAAGAUGCCACCAUUCUUGGUAAAGGUGGCCGUGAACACAUUGAUAUUACAGAGUCAUAUACUCUCCUGGUUAUCCCUGACUGCACAAGAUAUGAUGCCGGAAAAUACAUGCUGUCAUUAGAAAACGUUGCUGGUAAGAGAGACGGAUUCGUUAAUGUCAGAGUACUGGAUUCACCAGGACCACCUGUGAACUUGAUACCACGUGAAAUCACCAAAACAAGCAUCACUAUGCAGUGGGAAAUCCCCAUCAUUGAUGGUGGAUCAAAGAUCAUUAACUAUGUCAUUGAGAAGCGAGAAGCCACAAGAAAAGCUUACACAGUAAUCAGUACAACCUGGCAGAAAUGUUCCUUCAAGUAUGACAACUUGGAUGAAGGCUCUGAAUAUUACUUCCGGGUAUCCGCUGAAAAUGAACUGGGCGUCGGCGAGCCAGCAGAGACACCUGAGACAAUCAGAGCAUCUCAAGCACCCACUGCCCCUGAAAAUCUGUAUGUCACUGACGUAUCAGUGGACACCGCAAGCCUUGCAUGGACGAAACCAAAACAUGAUGGCGGCAGUAGGAUUACUGGAUACGUUAUUGAAGCACAGAAGAAGGACACAGAGACAUGGACCCAUGUAACAACUGUAAAAGCUCUUGACUACACAGCCACAGAUCUCAUUGAAAAUAUGGAGUAUGUGUUCCGCAUCAUGGCAGUAAACAGCUCUGGCAGAAGUAAUCCACGUGAAAGCAGACCUGCUAUCAUUAGAGAACAAACAGCAGCACCUGUGUUUGACCUGCGUGGAGUCUACCAGUCCUUGGUCAUUGCUAAAGCUGGUGAUAACGUGAAGGUUGAAAUUCCUGUUCUGGGUCGCCCCAGGCCAUCAGUUUCAUGGAAGAGAGGAGAGGACACACUUAAACAGACACAGAGAAUCAACACUGAUACUACUGCAACUUCAACUACUCUCCACAUCAAUGAGAUCAAAAGGACCGAUGGUGGUACAUUUUCGAUGACCGGCAAGAAUAUACUUGGAACAACGACAGAGACAAUUACUGUUGAAGUCCACGAUAUUCCAGGACCUCCUACUGGACCAAUUAAGCUUGAAGAAGUUUCAUGUGACUACAUUCUCAUGUCAUGGGAAGGUCCGGAGAAUGAUGGUGGCGUACCCAUUAACAAUUACAUUGUUGAAGCUAGAGAAACCACAGGCACAUCAUGGGUUGAAUUAGCAGCAACAGUUAUCCGUACGACAUUCAAAGCUGCCCGUCUCACAACAGGAAUCACAUAUCAGUUCCGUGUUAAAGCCCAGAACAGGUAUGGCAUUGGACCCUGUAUAGUCUCAGAACAAGUGGUUGCUGCUUAUCCAUUCGAUGUGCCAGGACAACCAGGCCUUCCUGAAAUCGUCCACUUCAACAAGGAUUCCAUGACUAUUAGCUGGGAUGAACCAGCGUCCGAUGGUGGAAGCCCCAUUUUGGGAUAUCACAUUGAAAGGAAAGAGAAGAACAGUAUCCUAUGGCAGAAAAUCAGCAAAGCACUUGUAGCGGGGAACAUGUUCAAAUCAACAGGCUUGGUGGAUGGAAUUGCCUAUGAGUACCGUGUUAUUGCUGAAAACAUGGCUGGUUUGAGCAGGGCAAGCAAGCAUUCUGAGACUACCUUUGCUCUGGAUCCAGUGGACCCACCUGGCCAACCAGUGGCAUUGAAUGUAACCAGACAUGAGGUGACUAUUCAGUGGACAAAACCUGAAGGUGAUGGAGGAUUCUCAAUAACUGGGUACCAAGUAGAAAAGAGAGAACUCCCAGACGGACGCUGGCUUAAGGCCAACUAUAGCAACGUCCUUGAGACAACAUUCACUAUUAGCGGGCUCACAGAGGAUGCUACUUAUGAGUUCCAUGUUUUGGCAAGAAACUCAGCUGGCGCUCUCAGUAAGCCAUCUCUACCAUCAGAGGAAAUCACUUGCAGAGAUGACAUUGAAGAGCCCAAACUUGAAGUUGAUACAAUCUAUAAUAGUACUGUGGUUGUGAAAGCAGGAGAUGUCUUCAAACUUGCUGCCAACGUAACAGGCAGACCAAUCCCAACACUGCUAUGGACCAAAGACGGGAAGGAACUUGAAGAUACGGCAAAGUUGGAAAUCAAACUCUAUGACUUUUCUACAACAUUAGUCAACAAAGAUUCGCUAAGAAGGUGCGGCGGCACAUUCACUUUAACUGCCAGCAAUCCUGGCGGUUUUGCAAAGCAUACCUUCAAUGUUAAGGUUCUUGAUAGACCUGGACCUCCAGAUGGUCCACUUGCUGUAACAGAUGUCACUGCUGAGAAAUGUAUCCUGUCAUGGUUGCCACCAUCACAUGAUGGUGGUGCAAAGAUUCUACACUACAUCAUUGAGAAACGUGAAACAAGUAGACUUGCUUGGACAAAUGUAGCGUCAGACUUACAAGUGAACCGGUUUAAGGUUACCAAGUUGUUGAAGGGUAAUGAAUAUAUCUUCAGAGUUAUGGCUGUCAACAUAUAUGGAACUGGAGAGCCCCUUGAGUCCAAUCCAAUGGUUUCUACAAAUCCAUAUGUGCCAGCUGAUGCUCCAACAACACCUGAGGUGACGACCAUCACAAAGAACACCAUGGUUGUCUGCUGGGAACGCCCUGAUCACGACGGUGGAAGCAGCAUUUUCAACUAUGUUGUUGAAAGGAGAGACAAAACUGGUCUUCGCUGGGUUAAAUGCAACAAGAGGACUGUAACUGACCUGAGGUACAAAGUAUCGGGGCUCACACCAGGGCAUGAAUACGAAUUCAGAAUCAUUGCAGAAAAUAAUGCUGGUUUAGGUACACCAAGUCCUUCAAGUGAAUUCUACAAAGCAGUAGACACAAUCUUUCAACCUGGACCACCUGGAAAUCAAAGAGUCUUGGACACAACCAAGUCAUCCAUUACAGUUGCAUGGAACAAACCUGUAUACGAUGGUGGUUCUGAUAUCAUUGGCUACAUUGUGGAGACCUGUCUACCUGAGGAAGAUGAAUGGACAAUUCGAACCCCUAAGAAGGGAUUAGUUGGUACGUCAUUUACCAUCACUAACCUGGUAGAAAACCAAGAUUAUAAAAUCAACAUUUGUGCAGUUAACUGUGAAGGAGUUGGAGAGCCAGCACAAGUGCCUGGCACACCAAUUGCAGAGGAUAGGCUGCUUCCUCCUGAAAUUGACCUUGGUGCAGAGCUUCGUAAGGUUGUCUGCGUUAGAGCUUGUGGCACAUUGAGACUCUUUGUACCUAUUAAAGGAAGACCAGCUCCUGAGGCCAAGUGGUCCAGAGAAAAUGGAGAGCCUGUUACGAGAGCAACAAUUGACACCACAUCAUCAUUUACUGCUCUUAUGGUGGAAAAUGUUGACAGAUUUGACAGUGGAAAGUACAUGUUGACAGUGGAAAACGCCUCAGGAAGCAAAACAGCAUAUGUGAAUGUCAGAGUGCUGGACACACCUGGAGCACCACAAAGCCUCAUAAUCAGAGAGGUCACCAGAGACUCAGUAUCACUCAUGUGGGACGCACCCCUUAUUGACGGUGGCUCCAGAAUUAGAAACUACGUUGUGGAGAAACGUGAAUCAACAAGAAAAGCUUACUCCACAGUUUGUGCUCAAUGCGUUAAAUCCAGCUGGAAAAUUGGUGGCCUGGAGGAAGGAAACACAUAUUUCUUCAGAAUUCUGGCUGAGAAUGAAUUUGGCAUUGGCCUUCCAAUAGAGACUCCUGAGGCAGUCAGAGUAUCUGAGAAGCCACUUCCACCAGGCAAAGUAACUCUUGUUGAUGUUACAGGCACCAGUGUCUCUCUGUCUUGGGAAAAACCAGAUCAUGAUGGAGGAAGCAGAAUCUCAGGAUAUAUUGUUGAAAUGCAGGGCAAAGACAGUGAAACUUGGACCCAGUGUGCAGUUGCAAAAAUCACACAGGCUAUUGUUCUUGGACUGACACAGGGUGAAGAAUAUAUGUUCCGUGUGUCAGCACAUAAUGAAAAAGGAACCAGUGAUCCCCGUCUACUUAGUGUAUCUGUGGUAGCCAAAGAUCUUGUCAUUGCGCCAGUAUUCAAGCUGCUGUUUACCACAUUCAGUGUAUUGGCAGGAGACGAUCUCAAGAUAGAUUUGCCAUAUUCUGCUCGUCCCAAAGCAGUUGCGACCUGGCUCAAGGAUGGUGUUGCACUCAAAGAAACAACCAGAGUCAAUGCUGAUGCCACUGAUACACAUUUGUAUCUUGUGGUCAAGGAAGCCAGUAGGGAAGAUGUGGGCAAGUACACCAUCAAACUUGUAAACACAGCUGGUGAAGCAACAGUGGACAUUGGGGUUGUUGUUCUUGAUAAACCUGGUCCUCCGACUGGCCCAAUCACUCUUGAUGAAGUCACUUCUGACAGUGUGGUACUGUCCUGGAACCCACCUACAUAUGUGGGUGGUUGUGCCAUUAACAACUAUGUAGUAGAAAAGAGGGAAACUACCUCCACAAAUUGGCAGAUUGUGUCUGCAACAGUUGCAAGAACCAUCAUUAAAGCAGCUCGGUUGAAGACUGGCUGUGAAUAUCAGUUCAGGAUUGCUGCUGAGAACAGAUAUGGAAAGAGUCCAGUACUUAUAUCAGAAAAUAUUGUUGCUCAAUAUCCAUUCAAUCUCCCAAGCGCUCCAGGGACCCCAGUUAUACAAUCAUCUACAAAGGACAGCAUGGUUAUUGUAUGGGAGAAGCCUGGUAGUGAUGGUGGGAGCAAGAUUUUGGGAUAUCACCUUGAGAGUAAGGAGAGAAACAGCCUCCUCUGGGUGAAACAAAACAAACAGCUGAUCCCAGACUCAAGGUUCAAGCUUGGUGGUCUUGAUGAAGGUAUCGAAUAUGAGUACAGAGUUUAUGCUGAAAAUAUUGUUGGGGUUGGCAAAGCUAGCAAAUUUUCAGAUAUUCGUGUAGCAAGAGAUCCCUGUGACAGUCCAGGCAAGCCUGAAGCUGUCAUUGUCACAAGAGGAGCUGUCACUCUCCAAUGGACUAAGCCAGAGUUAGAUGGAGGUAGCAAAAUCACUGGCUACCUUGUGGAGAAGAAAGAGCUGCCUGAAGGGCGCUGGAUGAAGUCCAGUUUCGCCAAUGUCAUUGAGACCCAAUUUCUUGUGACUGGCUUAGUUGAAAACCAGUGCUAUGAGUUCCGUGUCAUUGCAAGAAAUGCAGCAGGUGUUUUUAGUCUUCCAUCAGAGAGCACUGGGUCUAUUACAGCAAAGGAUGAAGUUGAUCCUCCCAAAAUAGAGAUUGACUCAAAGUACUCUUCAACAGUUGUUCUGAUGGCUGGUGAAUCGUUCAACCUUUGUGCAGAUAUUUUCGGCAAACCUGUGCCCUCAGUCCAUUGGAUGAAGAACAACAUAGAAAUAAAAGAUGCUGCACGCCUUGAGAUAAAGAACACCGCUUUUAAAGCAUCUUUGAGUGUUAAGGAGGCAAUCCGUGUUGAUGGAGGCCAAUAUAUCCUACUUUUGAAAAAUGUAGGUGGAGAGAAGGCAGUGAACAUCAAUGUCAAAGUGUUGGACAGACCUGGUCCACCAGGAGGCCCAAUUUCUAUCUAUGGAGUCACAAGUGAAAAGGCUUGUAUUGCCUGGAGACCACCAGCACAAGACGGAGGUAGUGAUGUUUCUCAUUACAUCGUUGAGAAGAGAGAGACAAGCAGAUUGGUUUGGACUCUGGUUGAACCUAAAGUGCAGACUCUAAAUCUGAAGAUCAUAAAACUUGUUCCUGGAAAUGAAUAUGUCUUCCGAGUGAUUCCUGUAAACAAAUACGGAAUUGGUGAGCCUCUUGAAUCCGAGCCAAUGAUUUCCAGAAAUCAAUUUGUGACACCUGAUCCACCAACGGAUGUGGAAGUCUCUACCAUCACAAAAGAUUCAAUGGUGGUAACGUGGGAAAGACCUGAAAACGAUGGUGGCAAUGCCAUUUCUGGAUUUGUCAUUGAGAAGCGUGACAAAGAAGGUGUGCGCUGGACCAGAUGCAAUAAGCGUACAGUGAGUGAGCUGCGCUUCAGAGUAGCAGGUCUUCUUGAAAACCGCAGCUAUGAGUUCCGAGUUUCAUCUGAGAAUGCUGCUGGAGUUGGUAAACCAAGUGAACCCACUAUUUACUAUAAAGCAUUGGACGCUAUCUUCACAUCAGGUCCACCAAAUAAUCCCAAAGUGACUGACACAACAAGAACAUCUGUGUCCUUGUCAUGGGGCAAACCUAUCUAUGAUGGUGGCUGUGAGAUUCAAGGAUACUUAGUGGAGGCCUGUGAAGGAGCAACUGAUGAAUGGACAAUGUGCACUCCACCUGCUGGAAUCAUAAACACUAAAUUUACAGUUACAAAACUACUAGAGAAGCACGAGUAUAAAUUCAGAGUCUGUGCCAUAAACAAGGUUGGUGUUGGUGAGCAUGCAGAUGUCCCUGGAUCAGUUCUUCUAGAGGAGAAAUUGGAAGCACCAGAUCUUGAGCUUGACUCUGACAUGAGGAAGAUGAUUAAUGUCAGAGCUGGAAGCGCUCUUAGGUUGUUCGUUCCUGUUAGGGGACGGCCAGCUCCUGAACUGAAAUGGGGAAAAGCUGAUGGAGAACUCAAGGAGACAGCACAGAUUGACAAUACAAGCCGUUACGCCUCACUUCUGAUUGAAAACGUUGACAGAUUUGACACUGGCAAAUACACUGUUACUGCAGAGAAUUCCAGUGGAGUUAAAUCUGUCUUCAUCAGUGUCAGAGUACUUGAUUCACCUAGUAUGCCUGCAAAUUUUGCUAUUAAGGAGAUAACAAAGAACUCAGUCACCCUUACUUGGGAGCCACCUAUUUUGGAUGGUGGGUCUAAAAUUAAGCAAUAUCAUGUUGAAAAACGAGAAAGCACUAGGAAAGUGUAUUCCCCUGUCACAACCUGUCACAAGAUGUCGUGGAAGAUUGAACCACUUGUGGAGGGAAGUAUCUAUUUCUUCAGAGUUCUUGCUGAAAACGAGUGGGGCAUUGGCUUACCCGCAGAGACCCCAGAACCCCUAAAGAUUUCAGAGGUACCUCAACCUCCCGGUAAAGUAACAGUUCUGGACGUGACCCGUAACAGUGUCUCUCUUAAGUGGGAGAAACCAGAUCAUGAUGGAGGCAGCAGAAUAAGCCAUUAUGAGAUUGAAAUGCAAUCCAAGGAUAGUGACAAAUGGACAUUAUGUGCUCAAUGUAAAUAUCUUGAAACUACUGUUAGUAGCUUAGCCCAAGGAGAGGAGUACCAAUUCAGAGUAAUUGCGGUCAAUAGCAAAGGAAAGAGUGACUCUAGACUUCUGGCCAAUCCAGUAGUAGUAAAGGACCUUGUCAUUGAACCUGACAUAAGACCUAAAUUGACACAGUACAGUGUACAGGUCGGCUAUGAUCUGAAGAUUGAAGUUCCCAUUGCUGGACAUCCUAAACCAGUCAUUACAUGGACAAAGGAUGGUGCUGCCCUGAAACAGACCACAAGAGUUAAUGUUGUCGACAGUGCACGCAAUACACAUCUAACCAUCAAAGAAGCAACAAAAGACAAUGGGGGAUUGUAUAGUAUUAAUAUUACCAAUAUGCAUGGCUCCAAAGAUGCCACCAUUGAAGUAAUCACACUGGAUAAACCUGGCCCACCAACAGGCCCAAUCAAGAUGGAUGACAUCAGUGCUGAAAGUAUGACACUUACCUGGGAACCACCCUCAUACACUGGUGGCUGCCCAAUUUCAAAUUACGUUGUCCAGAAAAGAGAUACAACCACAACCAACUGGGUAGUAGUCUCUGCCACUGUGGCGAGAAAUACCCUGAAAGUGACAAAUCUAAAAACAGGUGCAGAAUACCAAUUUAGGAUCUGUGCUGAAAACAGAUAUGGCAAAAGUUAUGCUAUUGAUUCUGAACCUGUCCUUGCCCAGUAUCCCUUCAAGGAGCCAGGACCACCAGGAACACCUUACGUAUCUUCAUACACUAAGGAUUACAUGGUUGUGGAAUGGCACAAACCAAUUUCAGAUGGAGGCAGUGCCAUUUUUGGCUAUCACAUUGAGAGAAAGGAAAAGAACAGUAUCCUUUGGACAAAGAUCAAUAAAUCCCUUAUUCAAGACUGUAGAUUUAAAUCUACUCCUUUAGAGGAAGGUAUUGAAUAUGAAUUUAAAGUGUCUGCUGAGAAUAUUGUUGGCAUUGGCGCAUGCAGCAAACUCUCUGAGGGAUAUGUGGCACGUGAUCCUUGCGAUCCUCCUGGCACCCCAGAGGCUAUCAUUGUAACCAGGCACUCCAUGAAACUGAAGUGGACAAGACCCCAGUAUGAUGGUGGCAGUAUGAUCACAGGCUAUGUGGUGGAGAAACGCAAUCUCCCAGAGGGAAGGUGGAUGAAGGCAAGUUUCACAAAUAUCAUUGAAACCGUAUUCACAGUUCUUGGUCUAACUGAAGACUGCAAAUAUGACUUCAGAAUCAUAGCUAGGAAUGCCGCUGGGUCUAUCAGCAAGCCCUCUACAAGCACAGGAUCCAUCACAGCAAAGGAUGAAGUUGAUCCUCCAAAAUGUGAAGUUGAGUCAGUGUACAAUCAGGUUGUUAUCAUCAAUGCUGGGGAAACAUUUACACUUGAGGCCGCUGUACAAGGAAAGCCAAUUCCCACAGUUCAAUGGUUCAAGAGUGAAGCAUUAGUGGAGAAUUCAGCCAGGGCUGAGAUUAUGAAUUCAGAUUUCCAAGCAAAGCUUGUUGUCAAAGAUGCUAUCAGAGUGGAUGGAGGACAAUAUACUUUGCUUCUAACUAAUGUUGCUGGAGCUAAAACUGUAACGUUCAAUGUGAGAGUACUGGACAGACCUGGGCCCUCUCAGGGACCCCUCACUGUCAGCAAUGUCGCAUGUGAGAAAUGCUCACUGUCCUGGCUUCCUCCAAGAGCUGACGGUGGCAGCAGCAUUUCCCACUACGUCAUUCAGAAGAGAGAGACUAGCCGUCUUGCAUGGACUGUGGUUGCUAGCGAUUGUGGAGCUACAAUGUUCAAAGUCACAAAGCUUCUGAUGGGAAAUGAGUACAUUUUCCGUGUUAUGGCUGUCAACAAAUUUGGUACUGGUGAACCUCUUGAAUCAGCCCCAGUUAUAAUGAGAAAUCAAUUUGUUACUCCUGGACCACCUCAAGAAUUGGAAAUAGCCAAUAUCGCAAGGGAUUCCAUGACUGUGUGCUGGACUCGCCCAGAGGUUGAUGGUGGAAGUGACAUUGCUGGUUACAUUGUUGAGAAGAGAGAUAGAGCUGGAAUCAGAUGGACAAAAUGCAACAAACGCAGAGUCACAGACCUUCGCUUCAGAGUGACAGGCCUGACAGAGGAUCAUGAAUAUGAAUUCAGAUUAUCUGCUGAGAAUGCUGCAGGAGUCGGCCAACCAACUGAACCAACUUCUUACACCAAAGCCUGUGAUCCAACCUUUGAGCCUGGCCCUCCCACUAAUGCACAUGUGGUUGAUACUUCCAAGAACUCCAUUACACUCGCAUGGAGCAGACCCAUUUACGAUGGUGGAGUCGAUAUCCAGGGAUAUGCUGUGGAGAUCUGCAAAGCUGAUGAGGAUGAAUGGACCCUAUGCACUCCACCAAUGGGAGUGAAUGCAACUACCUUCAAAAUCACCAAACUUACUGAGCAUCAAGAAUAUAAGGUGCAAGUAUGUGCCAUUAAUAAAUUGGGUAUUGGUGAACCUGCUGAAAUUCUAGGAACCGUAAAACCGGUAGAUGCCAUGUUUGCGCCAGAGAUAGAGCUGGAUUCAGAGCUAAGGAAAGGAGUCGUUGUGCGUGCUGGAGGAUCCAUGAGGAUCAAUAUUCCAUUCAAAGGACGUCCUACUCCAGAAAUAAGCUGGUCCAAGGAUGAGGGUGAAUUGACUAACAAAGUUCAAAUUGAGAAAGGUGCCAAUUUUACUCAACUGUCAGUAGAUAUCUGUGACAGAUAUGAUGCUGGAAAGUACACUCUGACCCUGGAAAACAGCAGUGGUUCCAAGUCCGCAUUUGUUUCUGUCAAAGUACUUGAUACACCAGGAGCACCCGUAAACUUCACAGUGAAAGAUAUUAAGAAAAACUCUGUCAACCUUGUUUGGGAGCCCCCACUCAUUGAUGGAGGCGCGAGGGUCAAGCAUUACUUUGUUGAGAAGCGUGAAUCCACCAGGAAAGCUUAUUCCAACAUUUCGAACAAGUGUACAAGGAACAGUUUCCAUGUGGGAGAUCUCAAUGAGGGGGUAAUUUAUUACUUCAGAAUUAUGGCUGAGAAUGAAUAUGGUGUAGGCCUGGCAGCAGAAACAGCUGAGCCAGUGAAGACAUCAGAAGUCCCUCUGCCUGUAGGAAAGGUCACGUUGACUGAGGUGACUAAGACAACUGCUUCGAUGGCAUGGGAAAAACCAGACCAUGACGGUGGAAGUAGAAUAAUGGGAUACUACAUAGAAAUGCUGCCUGCAGGAUCAGAGGAAUGGAUCCUAUCCACAACCACAAAGACAUGUGAGGGAACUGUAGAAGGCCUAACCGCAGGUCAAGAAUACCAGUUCAGAGUUUCAGCCUUUAAUGACAAAGGAAAGAGUGACACAAGGGUAUUAGCUGUGCCUGUCAUAGCUAAAGAUGUGACUAUUGAACCUAGUUUUGUAAUGGCAUUCAACACCUUUAGUGUCCAACAUAGUGAAGAUCUGAAGAUGGAAAUACCAGUGAGAGGAUGCCCAGCACCAAAAGUGGUAUGGACAAAAGAUGGACAGGCAAUCAAAGAGACAACCAGGUUGAAUGUUUCAAGAACAACAUCAUCCACAAUCCUUGCUAUAAAAGAGGCAACUAAAGUGGAUUCUGGCAAGUACAAAAUCACAGCUACCAACAGUGUAGGAGAAAAAGUUGCAGAAAUCGGAGUGAUCAUCCUCAAUAAACCUGGCCCAGUCACAGGGCCUAUAAAGAUUGAGGAAGUGAGUUCCAAUUAUGUAAACCUUGCAUGGGACCCGCCUGCGUACACAGGAGGAUGUCAAAUAAACAAUUACAUUGUGGAAAAGCGUGACACAACAACCGUAGCAUGGCACUGUGUGUCUGCAACCGUUGCAAGAACAACUAUCAAAGUUACCAAGCUGAAAACUGGUACUGAAUACCAGUUUAGGGUGUUUGCAGAAAACAGAUAUGGAAAGAGUCCGUCAUUGGACUCAGCAGCUGUUGUUGUGCAGUAUCCUUUCAGUGAACCUCUUGCACCUGGUACUCCAUUUGUGUCAUCAGUAACUAAGGACAACAUGGUUGUUGAAUGGAAAGUACCAACCAGUGAUGGAGGCAGUCCAAUCCUUGGUUACCACCUUGAACGCAAAGAGAAGAACAGCAUUCUCUGGACUAAGUUGAACAAACUGCUCAUUCCUGACUGUCGAUUCAAAACAAAUGAACUUGAAGAGGGCAUUGAAUAUGAAUUCAAGGUCUUUGCUGAGAACAUUGCUGGCAUGAGUCCACCUAGCAAGAUUUCUGAUGUUUGUGUUGCCAGAGACCCAUGUGAUCCUCCUGGUACCCCUGAGGCUAUUGAUAUUACCAGGAACCACGUUACACUGUCAUGGACAAGGCCUCAUUAUGAUGGUGGUAGCCUGAUCACAGGCUAUGUUGUUGAAAGGAAGAAGCUUCCUGAUGGCCGUUGGAUGAAGGCUAGCUUCACAAACGUAAUUGAGACUCAAUUUACAAUCUCAGGUCUGACUGAAGAAUGUGAGUAUGAAUUUAGAGUAAUUGCAAAGAAUGCUUCUGGUAUUUUCAGUACUCCAUCUGAAAGCACUGGAGCAAUUACUGCUAAAGAUGAAAUUGAAGCACCAACAGCAUCAAUGGAUCCCAAGUUCAAGGAUUCUAUUGUCGUCCAUGCUGGUGAAACAUUUGUUAUUGAAGCUGAUAUUUUGGGAAAACCACUCCCUGAAAUCACAUGGUUGAAAGAUGGAAAAGAAAUUGACCAAACUACCCCAAGAAUGGAGAUCAAAACCACCAUUCAACGCACUAUUCUAACAGUCAAGGAAUGUAUCAGAGUAGAUGGUGGACACUUUGUCCUGAGUCUUAGCAACGUUGGUGGGACAAAAUCUAUUCCCGUCAACGUGAAGGUUCUUGAUAGACCUGGUCCACCCGAAGGUCCAAUGAAGAUAACUGGCGUGACUGCAGAGAAAGCCUAUCUUCACUGGAGUCAUCCAUUGCAUGAUGGCGGUGCCAGCUGUUCUCAUUAUAUCAUUGAAAAGAGGGAAACCAGCAGACUGUCAUGGACUGUAGUUGAACCCAAAAUCCAAGCUAUCAGCUACAAAGUGACUAAACUCUUGCCUGGCAAUGAGUACAUCUUCAGAGUUACGGCAGUGAAUAAGUUUGGCAUUGGUGAACCUCUUGAAUCAGACCCAGUUAUUGCACGUAAUCCUUUCGUGACACCCAGCGCUCCCUCAACACCUGAAGCAAGUGCUAUUACAAGGGACUCAAUGGUCCUUACAUGGGAACGUCCAGAAGAUAAUGGUGGCUCAGACAUUGAUGGCUAUGUCCUGGAGAAAAGAGAUAAAGAUGGAGUUAGAUGGACCAAAUGCAACAAGAAAAGACUUAAUGACAUCAGGUUCAGAUGCACCGGACUCACCGAGGGACAUUCCUUUGAGUUCAGAGUAUCUGCUGAAAAUGCUGCUGGUGUGGGAGUGCCAAGUGCACCAACAGAAUACAUAAAAGCCUGUGAUGCCUCAUAUCCACCUGGUCCUCCUAACAACCCUAAGGUGACAGACCACUCAAGCACAACUGUGUCCCUCUCAUGGGCAAGACCCAUCUAUGACGGUGGAGCAGCCAUCAAAGGGUAUGUUGUUGAGAUGAGAGAAGAAGGGGGUGAUGAAUGGAUAACCUGUACACCAUCAACUGGUGUCCAAGCAACACACUUCACAGUGAAAAAACUGAGGGAAAAUGCAGAAUACUAUUUCCGCAUCUGUGCAAUUAACAUUGAAGGAGUUGGUGAGCAUGCUGAUGUUCCAGGGUCUGUAGUUGCAUCUGAAAGAAUUGAGGCCCCUGAGAUUGAACUUGAUUCAGACCUUAGGAAAAUGGUCCAAGUACGAGCAAGUGCAACACUGCGUUUGUUUGUCACAAUCAAAGGAAGACCUGAACCUGAAGUAAAGUGGUCCAAGAUGGACGGCCCUCUUACUGAGCGUGCCCAAAUUGAGGUCACAAGCUCCUACACAAUGCUUGUCAUCGACAAUGUCAACAGAUUUGACACUGGCAAGUAUGUGUUGACUCUUGAGAACCUUAGCGGUCAAAAAUCGGCAUUCAUUAAUGUCAGAGUGUUGGACUCACCAAGUGCCCCUGAGAACUUUGAAGUCAAGGACAUUAAGAGAGAUUCUGUAUCACUAUCCUGGGAGCCGCCUAUGAUUGACGGUGGAGCUAAAGUCACACAUUACAUUGUGGAAAAGAGAGAUACUACAAGACUGGCAUUUACAAGUGUUUCAAAUAACUGUGUAAGAAAUUCCAUGAAGAUUGAUGACCUUACAGAGGGUGGAAUUUACUAUUUCCGCGUCAAAGCUGUCAAUGAGCUUGGUGUGGGUUUGCCAGCAGAAACAACAGAACCAAUCAAGGUAUCCCAAGCCCCCUUGCCUCCAGGCAAAGUUACAGUUGUAGAUGUUUCUCGUGACAGUGUGUGUCUCGCAUGGGAAAAGCCUGAUCAUGAUGGUGGUAGUAAAAUCACAAGCUACACAGUAGAAAUGCAAACCAAGAGUGAUGAGAAAUGGACUGUAUGCACUGAGAUUAAAGCAUUGGAAGCAACUAUUGGUGGACUCACAACUGGAGAGGAAUAUGCAUUUAGGAUUACUGCUGUCAAUGAUAAAGGCAAGAGUGAACCUAAGCCACUGGCAGAUCCUGUCGUAGUAAAGGACAUUACAAUCAAACCUAUCAUCGAUCUGAUGUUCAACACAUACAGUGUCAAGGCAGGAGACGAUCUAAAGAUUGAUGUUCCAUUCAGAAGCAGACCUGAACCUGAGGUUGCAUGGAAAAAAGAUGGAGCUGUAUUGAAGCAGACAACCAGGGUGAAUGUUCUAGCAGCUAAGAAUUCAUCGAAAAUUACAAUCAAAGAUGCAACCAGGGAGGACUUCGGGAAGUAUGAGAUCACUUUAACCAAUGCAGUUGGCAAGACAUCAGCCACAAUAGCUGUUAUCAUCUUGGAUAAACCUGGCACACCAAGUGCAAUCAAAGUAGAUGAAGUAAGUGCUGACAAUAUUUCACUGUCUUGGGACGCUCCACUCUAUGAUGGAGGAUGUCAAAUCAACAACUAUGUUGUGGAGAAGCGAGAUACCACCACUACAACAUGGCAGAUUGUUUCAGCCACAGUUGCCAGAACAUCAAUUAAAGUUCCCCGCUUGACACAAGGCACUGAAUAUCAGUUCCGUAUUGCAGCUGAAAACCGCUACGGCAAGAGCCAUGCCGUGGACUCCGCGCCAAUUGUUGCACAGUACCCCUUCGAGACACCUGGCCUUCCCACUUCCCUCCAUGUUGCCCAUGCUACAAAGUCUGGCAUAUUGGUUGCAUGGGGUAAACCAGCCAGUGACGGUGGAAGUCCAGUCAUCGGUUAUCACCUGGAAAUGAAAGACCAUAGCAGUAUUCUCUGGACAAAGAUCAACAGAGGUCUCAUUGCUGAAACAGAAUUCAAAGUGAUUGGCAUUGAGGAAGGCUUGCUGUAUGAGUUCCGUGUUUAUGCUCAGAAUGUUGCUGGAAUUGGACCUUGCACCAAAGCAUCUGAGCCUGUAGCUGCAAGAGAUCCUUGUGAUCCACCUGUUAACCUUGAGGUCAUUGACAUCACAAGAACUUCAGUUUCCAUUACUUGGCAGGCGCCAGAGAAUGAUGGUGGAGCCAAGCUGACUGGCUACAUUGUUGAACACAGGGAGCUUCCAAAUGGGCGUUGGCUGAAAUGCAAUUUUGCCAAUCUCCAGGACACAUACUUUGACAUUACAGGCCUUACGGAGGACGUACAAUAUGACUUCCAUGUUAUUGCAAAGAAUGCAGCUGGAUUACUCAGUGAGCCAUCACUGGGCACAGGUGCCAUCACAGUCAAGGAUGAGGUGGAUUCACCUCGCAUUGAGUUGGAAGACAGGUUUAGGCAAUUAGUAGUUGUUAAAGCUGGAGAUAUUUUGAGAAUUGAUGCAGAUAUUUCUGGGCGCCCACGUCCAGUCAUUGCAUGGACAAAGGAUGGUAAAGAAAUUGAUGCCAAGGCAAGAGUGGAGAUUACUUCAACACACAGCACCACCACAUUGAUAGUCAGAGACACUAUCAGAAGGGACACUGGCCAGUACAUUGUAACUCUACAGAACGUUGCUGGUACAAGGUCCUUGCCUGUAAAUUGUAAGGUCCUUGACCGUCCUGGACCAUCCUCUGGACCAUUGGCAGUCACUGGUCUAACAGCAGAGAAGUGCACUUUGACCUGGGGACCACCUCAAGAAAAUGGUGGUGCAGAAAUCAUGCACUACAUCGUUGAGAAACGUGAAACCAGCCGUCUCGCCUGGACUUUAGUAUAUGGAGAUAUGAAGGCUACAACAUGUAAAGUCACUAAACUGCUUAAAGGAAAUGAAUACAUCUUCAGAGUAAGGGGAGUGAACAAAUAUGGAGACGGUGAAGCCCUAGAGAGUGAGCCCACCAGAGCCAAGAAUGCAUACACUGUCCCUGCAGCACCAACAUAUGUUGAAAUCACCAGUAUCACAAGUGAUGCAAUGACAAUCUGCUGGGAAAGACCUGAAUCCGAUGGAGGAAGUAGCAUUUAUGGCUAUGUUAUUGAGAAACGAGAGAAAAUUGGAUUGCGCUGGGUACGUGUGAACAAAAAGCCUGUGUAUGACCUCAGAGUCAAGGCAUCCAAUCUCCGUGAGGGUGCUGAAUAUGAGUACAGAGUUUAUGCAGAAAAUGCUGCAGGCUUGAGUCUCCCAAGUAUUCCUACCGAAUUAACAAAGGCGGAGGAUCCCCAAUUCCUGCCAUCUCCACCACCUAAACCGAAAGUUAUUGACUCAACUAAGACUACUGUUACUCUUUCAUGGAAUAAGCCAUUGUUCGAUGGUGGUGCUCCUGUGACUGGAUACUGUGUUGAAUAUAGGAGAACAGACGAAUAUGAUGAUGACUGGUGUGUCGGUGUUUCAAACACAAAAAACACUGAAUUCACCAUCGUUGGAUUAACUUCUGGAGCAGAAUAUCUGUUUGUGGUCAAAUCUAUCAACAAGAUUGGUCUCAGUGAGCCAAGCCCCCCUACGGAUCCACAGGUGGCUAAAGAGAGAGAAGAGGAACCAGUAUUUGAUAUCAGUAAUGAAAUGCGAAAGACAAUCAUUGUAAAGGAUGGCAGUUCAUUCACCCUAACUGUGCCAUUCAGGGGCAAGCCUGUCCCUAAUGUUAUGUGGACCAAGGCUGCUGUUGAUCUGAGAGUGAGGGCCAGUAUUGAUACCACUGACACAUUCACGUCUAUCACAGUGGAACAAGCAACAAGAGAUGACUCUGGAAAAUAUAUUGUGACUCUCCAAAAUAUAGCUGGAAAAGUUGCAUGCACAUUAAAUGUCAGGGUUCUUGACUCUCCUGGGCCACCAUCUCAUGUUGGGGUCAAGGAUGUCACGAAGACAUCUGCAACAGUUACAUGGGAUACUCCAGAUAAUGAAGGCGGUGCUGCUGUAAAGAACUACCUUGUUGAUAUUCGUGAGGCAAGCAAAAAGGGAUGGACCAGACUCACAGAUACCUGCCCUCGUCUGACCUACAAAGUGACAGACCUGGUGGAGGGAGGAGUGUACUACUUCAGAGUCUCUGGUGAAAAUGAAUAUGGAGUUGGCGUAUCAGCUGAGACCAAAGAUGGAGCAAAGAUUACAGAAAAACCCAGUCCACCAGCAUCACUUGGAGUCAGCGAUAUAACCAAGGAAAGUGUUUCACUUGCAUGGGGCAAGCCUGAGCAAGACGGAGGUAGCAGAAUCACCAGUUACCAAAUUGAUGCUCUUGAGAAGGGUCAGGAUAAAUGGGUGAAAGUUGGUGUCACCAAGUUCACCCACUUGGUGGUCUAUGGCCUGACGCAAAAUGCUGAAUACUUCUUCAGAGUUCGUGCUGAAAACCAUGCUGGAUUCAGCGACGCUAAAGACAUGAUUCUGCCUGUAACAGUUAAAGACCAGCAUGACCCUCCUGAGAUCAACAUGAAGAAGUUCCCUCACAAUACAGUCUACGUCAGAGCAGGAUCAAACCUGAAAUGUGAGAUCCCACUUACUGGUAGACCAAUGCCAAAGAUUUCUCUUUCAAAGGACGAUGUUGCACUGAAGUCAACUACGAGAUUCAACUCUGAAGUAACCCCUGAAUACCUCAUCAUUACUCUCCGUGAGAGCAUUGCUAUUGAUUCAGGAAGGUAUGACAUCUGUGCCUCCAACACAAGUGGAACCACCAAGUCUUUCGUUAACAUUGUGGUCCUGGAUAGACCAAGCGCCCCAGUUGGUCCUAUUGAAAUGACUGAUGUGACAGAGGACAGUGUGAGUCUGAAGUGGUCUCCUCCUCGUUAUGACGGUGGAAGCGUCAUUUCAAAUUACAUAAUCCUCAAACGUGAAACAACCAACGCCAACUGGACUGAGGUCUCCUCGGCUGUCGCAAGAUGCACCAUGAAAAUCAUGAAGCUUACAACAGGACUGGUGUACCAGUUUAGAAUCAGGGCUGAGAAUCGCUACGGCAUCAGUGAGCACAUCGACUCUCCAACCGUCAGAGUGGAUCUGCCCUACACCAUCCCUGUAGCUCCAUCAGCUCCUAUGGUUACAUCUGUAACCAGAGAGAGCAUCACUGUAGCCUGGAAGGAGCCAGCCUCCAAUGGAGGAAGCCAUGUUUUUGGAUACCACCUCGAGAUAAAGGAUAGAAACAGCAUCUGUUGGCAGAAGGUUAACAAGACUGUGAUCCGUGCCACACACUACAAGGUGCCAAACAUUGCUGCCGGCCUCAUCUAUGAGUUCAGGAUCGUUGCAGAAAACGCAGCUGGAUGCAGUCCACUCAGCAAGAUCUCAGACGCAGUACUUGCAAUUGAUGCUUGCGAGGCUCCAACCAAUGUCAGGAUCACUGACAUUACAAAGACUUCCAUCAGCAUCGCAUGGCAGAAGCCCAAUUAUGAUGGUGGUAGCAAGAUCACAGGAUACCUGAUUGAGAAGAAAGAAGGCGAGAAAGACAGAUGGACGAAGGCCAACUUGACCAACGUUUCCGAAACACAUUAUACUGUGACAGGACUUACUCAGGAUGAGACCUAUGAAUUCAGAGUCAUGGCAAAGAAUGCAGUUGGAUCAGUUAGCAAUCCAUCCAUCAUUGCAGGCCCUGCAACUUGCGUGGAUACAUAUGGUGCCCCUGAGAUUGAAAUUCCUGAUGAAUAUCGCGAGGUUGUGAAACACAAAGCUGGAACCACUGUCGAGCUUAGAUUUGGAAUCAUUGCCAAACCAGCGCCUACAAUUGAGUGGUACAAGGACGGAAAGGAACUUGACCCCAGGGCCCAGGCUCAGCUGGUACAGAACAACGCUGCUGAUAGUUCAACUCUUAUCAUCAGAGAUACCACACGUCUCAACUCUGGAACAUAUGAGAUGAGACUGAAGAACUCUUUGGGCUCAGCAUAUGCCUACGUCAGAGUACAAAUUCUGGAUAAACCUGGACCACCACCUGGCGAGAUUCAGCUCAAGAAGGUCACUGCUAACAGUAUCACCAUCAUGUGGGAUCCUCCUGAGGAUGAGGGUGGUGCUAUGGUCACCCACUACAUUGUGGAGAAACGGGAGGCCAGCAGAAUUCAAUGGUCCAUUAUCUCUGAGAAUUGGGCGGAAUGUAUCGUGAAUGUCCCAAGACUGAUCAAAGGCAAUGAGUACAUCUUCCGUGUCCGGGGAGUUAACAAAUAUGGAGUUGGAGACCCACUGGAAUCUGAACCCGUAGAGGCAAAGAAUGCAUUUGUUCCUCCAAGUCAACCUUCCAAACCUCAAGUCACCAUGAUCACACACUCUUCAAUGACGGUGGUAUGGGAAAGACCUGGAAUUGAUGGCGGAAGUGACAUAAAUGGAUAUUACCUGGAAAAACGAGAGAAGACAAGCUUGCGUUGGUUCAAGGUUAUCAAAGACACCAUUCGUGACACAAGACAGAAAGUCAGCAACCUGCUCACUGGAAAGGACUAUCAGUAUCGUGUAUGUGCCGUUAACAAGGCUGGAGCUGGUCCGUACUCCAAAGAGUCUGACCUCUUCAAAGCUGCUGACGCAGUUGACAUAGCAGGUGAACCAACCAAACUCAGAGUAGUCGACUCCACCAAAACAUCCAUCACCCUGGGCUGGGUGGCACCAGUGUAUGAUGGUGGCAGCGAGAUUACCAGCUACAUUGUUGAGCAGAUGAACUCUGAAGAAAGGGAAUGGGUUGUCAUCAGCCACAAUGGAGAAGUGAGGACAACAGAGUAUGUUGUGAAUCACCUGAAACCAGGAACCUAUUACUUCUUCCGUGUAUCUGCAGUCAACUGUCUGGGACCCAGUCAACCAAUCGAGAUGUACCAGCCUGUUCAAUCCAAGGAUAUUCUUGAGGAAGCCGAUCUCAAUUUGGAUGUUCCCAUGACAACUCAAUACACUGCCAAGGCAGGAAGGGAUAUUGAGGUGUUUAUUCCACUGAAGGGCAGACCUGCACCAAACUGUACAUGGAGAAGACAUGACAAGAACAUGGCCAGCGAUGCAAGAUACACUAUCACCAGCACAGAACGUACAACAGUUCUUGUCAUUCCAAAGGUCACCCGCGACGACUGCGGCAAAUACUACCUGGAGAUUGAGAAUGGUGUUGGAGAGUCCAAGUUCAUCACUGUGUCUGUCAAGGUUCUUGACACCCCAUCCACUUGCCAGAAACUGAUCAUCAAGAAUGUUACCAGAGGCAAGUUGACCCUGAGCUGGGAUGCUCCUCUAAUCGAUGGUGGUUCCCCAAUCACCAACUACAUUGUGGAGAAGAAAGACGCUAACAAUAGAGCGUAUACAGUCGUGUCAUCAGAAUGCCCCAACACAUCAUACAAGAUCGACGGUCUGUCGGAUGAAAUCGCCUACUUCUUUAGAGUGUCUGCUGAGAAUGAGCAUGGUACUGGUGAUACAUGUGAGACUGCAGAGCCAGUCAGGGCCACUGAGACCCCCGGACCAGUCAAAGAGCUGGUCGUGACAGACGCUACUAAGACAUCAGUGACUCUUCACUGGAACAAGCCCGACCAUGAUGGUGGUAGCUACAUUUCAGACUAUGUCAUUGAGACAAAAACUAAAGAGGAAGAAACCUGGACUGUUGCUACAACAUGCAAACGUUGCACAUGUGAAGUUAAAAACCUGAAGGAAAACUCUGUUGUAGACUUUAGAGUGUUUUCUAAGAAUGAGAAUGGCAACAGCGACUUCUCUCAGAUUGGGCCCAUAACAGUAAAGGAGUUUAUUAUUCCACCUGAGGCCAACAUGAUAGAUUAUCCAAAUGGCGAACUCUUUGUUCGCGUCGGUCAAAACAUCCAUAUUGAGUUGCCAUUUAAGGGUAAACCAAAACCAUCCGUUGGAUGGAUGAAGGAAAACAUUCCCUUGAAAGAAAGUGAACAGAUUCGCUUCCGUGAAACAGACAACAAAGUGUCUAUAACAGUCAGAAGUGCAAAGAAAGAGAAUGCAGGCCUAUACACAUUGAUUCUGGACAACAAGCUUAUCAAGAACUUCUUUGAUAUCAAUGUGAUCACUCUCGGACCCCCCUCUGUGCCAGUUGGACCGGUCCGAUUUGAUGAGAUCAAAGCACAGGGCAUCAUUAUAUCUUGGGAUGAACCACAGGACAAUGGAGGUGGAGACAUCACUUGCUACAGUGUGGAGAAACGAGAGACGGCCCAGGCUAACUGGAAAAUGGUUUGCUCUAGUGUGGUGAGGACAACGUUCAAGAUACCCAAUCUUGUCAAGGGCACAGAGUACCAGUUUAGAGUGCGUGCAGAGAACAAAUAUGGAGUGAGCAAUCCUUUGAAUUCACCAGACGUGAUCGCCCAACACCAGUACAUGCCACCAGGUGCACCAGGAAAACCAGUCACAUACAACAUUACCAGUGAUGGCAUGACUAUCCAAUGGGAAGCACCCAGCUUUGAUGGUGGCUCACCAAUCACUGGCUACCAUGUUGAAAAGAAGGACAGAAACAGCCUUCUGUGGACCAAGGUCAAUUCCAGCAUAAUAUCUGCCCGUGACUACAGAAUCAUUCAGCUGAUUGAAGGACUGGAGUAUUCCUUCAGAGUCUAUGCAGAGAAUAAUGCUGGCCUGAGUCCUGUCAGUGAACAGAGCAAACAUGCCCUUGCAAUCUCCCCAGUUGAUCCACCUGGUACUCCUAACGUCAUUGAUGUCACACGAGACACCGUCACACUUAAAUGGGAUACACCCAAGAAAGAUGGAGGCUUUAAGAUUGUGGCGUACAGUGUGGAGCGACGCCAAGGCAGAGGCAAAUGGUUAAGAUGCAACUUCACAGACAUUAGUGAUUUGCAAUUCACUAUCACCGGACUUUCUGCUGGUGAUCGCUAUGAAUUCAGAGUGAUUGCCAGAAAUGCUGUCGGCACAGUCAGUCCACCCUCGCAGUCUUCUGGCUAUGUCAUGACUAAAGAUGAAAGUGUUUCUCCCGACAUUGAGUUCAGUGCUGAUACUGCUCUUGUGUACAAGGCUGGUGAAAACAUCAAACUGAACUGCAGUAUCACUGGACGACCAGUGCCUCAGGUCAUAUGGUACAAGAACGGUAAAGAGGUCGACAAGAAGAUGUUGAUUGAUAUCACAACUAACAUCGGCUCCAGCAGCCUUUUCAUCAGAGAUGCUGAUCGCGACCACCGCGGAGUGUACAUGGUGGAAGCCAAGAACAGCUCUGGAACAAAGACAGAGAGUGUCAACAUCAGAGUCUCAGAUACCCCUGGACCACCUGAGGGACCAGUGCGUUUCACUGGUAUCACUACAGAAAAGGCAACUGUCUGGUGGAACCCGCCAGAGAACGAUGGAUGUGCCGCAAUCCUCUAUUAUACGGUGGAGAAGAGAGAAACAUCUAGGAUCUCCUGGGCAAUGGUGACAAGCAAGUGUGAAGCUUGUUCAUUCAACGCCACCAAGCUGAUCAAGGGAAACGAGUACCAGUUCCGUAUCUCUGCUGUCAACAAGUUCGGAGUUGGACGUCCACUUGACUCUGAUUCAUUCAUUGCACAGAUGCAAUUCACCGUUCCAGAAGCCCCAGGAACACCAGACGCCACAAAUGUGACUGGAGACACCAUCACAAUAGGCUGGACAAGACCCAGAUCUGAUGGUGGAAAUGAGAUCAAGCACUACAUCCUGGAGAGACGUGAGAAGAAGAGUUUGCAAUGGGUGAAGGUUUCAUCCAAAAGACCAAUCACUGAGCUCAGACACAGAGUGACACACCUGACCGAAGGUAAUGAAUAUGAAUUCCGUGUCAUGGCUGAAAAUGGUGCCGGAAUCGGACCAGCAAGCAGCACAUCAAGACUCUUCAAGUGCAAAGAGCCAACAAGCGCACCAAGUGCUCCUUCACUGGUGAAGGUUACCGACUCCACAAAGUCAUCUGUCACCCUGGAAUGGAUCAAGCCUGUGUUCGAUGGUGGAAUGGAGAUAAUUGGCUAUAUCAUUGAGAUGUGCAAGGCAAGCCUUAAUGAAUGGCACCAAGUCAAUAGAACAACUUGCAUCAACACCACAUACACCGCUAAAGGUUUAAUGGCUGGUGAGGAAUAUAGGUUCCGUGUGCGUGCAGUGAAUGGGUCUGGAAAAGGAGAAGCAUGUGCAGUUCCUAAUCCAGUGCAAGCUGUUGAUAGACUGACGUCACCAGAAAUCACCCUUGAUGCAGACUUCAAACAGACACACGUUGUGAAGAACGGUGCCACUGUCACUCUUCAUAUUGCCUUCUGUGGUAAACCAGCUCCGCUGGCUACAUGGACCAAGGCAAGUGGAGAACUUGGUGUUAUGACAGAUGUCAACACAACGGACACAUACAGUACCUUGACCAUUGAGAGCUGUACCAGAUAUGACUCAGGGAAAUAUACCUUAUCUCUUGAGAACAACGGUGGCCGUAAAUCUAUCACAUUUACCGUGAAGGUGCUUGAUACACCUGGACCUCCAGGAGCUAUCAGCUUCAAGGAUGUGACCAGAGGAGCUCUGACAAUGCUGUGGGACGCUCCAGCCAACGACGGGGGAGCCCGUAUUCAGCACUACAUCGUAGAAAAGCGUGAGGCUAGUCGUCUCAGCUGGAAGUCAGUCAGCGAAAAAUCCUCACGUCAAAUGAUCAGAAUGACCAACCUAGGCAUAGGUGUGCCUUACCUGUUCAGAGUCAUCGCUGAAAAUAUGUAUGGCAGGGGAGAACCCUGUGAGAUGACUGAACCAAUUACUGCAACUGAGGUGCCUGCUCCACCCAAGAGUCUUGACGUCAUUGACACUACUAAUUCCACUGCUAUCUUGGCCUGGCUGAAACCUGAACACGACGGUGGCAGCCGCAUCACAGGUUACAUUGCUGAAGCCAAAGCAAAGGACUCUGAUCGCUGGAUUGUUGGCGGUCAAACCAAACUCCUGAAGUUAGUCAUUGAGGGCUUGAUUGAGAACACAGAAUAUGACUUCCGCGUCAAGGCUAUCAAUGAGGCUGGUAUCAGUGUCCCAAGAGAUGCCUUAGCAUCCGUUGUCAUCAAGGAGCCUAAGAUUGAGCCCACAGCAGAUCUCAGUGGCAUAACCAACCAGCUCAUCACAUGCAAGACUCACGAUGCAUUCACCAUUGAUAUCCCCAUCAGUGGCAGACCAGCUCCAAAGGCCACCUGGAAACUGGAGGAGAUGAAGCUAAAAGAGACUGAUAGAGUGAUCAUCAAGACUACCACAGAAAAGACCACCCUGGUGGUAAAAGACAGCAAGAGAGCAGACAGUGGAAAAUACUACCUCACUCUGGACAAUGCCGCCGGAGCAAAGACAUUUGCUGUUACUGUCAACGUUGUUGGAAGACCCACUCCACCAGUAGGACCCAUUGGAAUCUCUGCAGUGUCAUCAGACGGCUGUUCAUUGGCUUGGACAGCACCAGAGGAUGACGGUGGAACGGAUAUAGACAACUACAUCAUUGAGAAACGUGAAUCUGGAUCUACAUCCUGGCAAGUGGUGAACUCAAGUUGUAAACGCACCACGAUCAAAGUCAGCCAUCUGACCAAAUACAUGGAGUACACCUUCCGUGUCUCUGCUGAGAGCAAGUAUGGCGUGAGCAAGUCCAUUGAAUCCUCAGCUGUUGUCAUUGAGCAUCCAUUCGUUCCACCAAGUCCACCAACCCGCCCAGAUGUGGUGACAGUAUCUGCUACUGCUAUUGGGAUCAAGUGGGAUCUGCCAUACGCUGAUGGCGGCAGCAAGGUGACUGGAUACUGGAUAGAGAAGAAGGAGAGAAACACCAUUCUUUGGGUCAGGGAGAAUAAGCUCCCAUGCCUGGAUACCCAAUUCAAAGUCUCCAGUCUCAUUGAGGGCCUGGAGUACCAGUUCAGAGUUUAUGCAAUGAAUAUUUCUGGUCUCAGCAAAGCCAGUGAGGCCUCAAGACCAGUAGUGGCUUUGAACCCAGUUGAUCCUCCUGGUAAACCAGAGGUGACUGAUGUCACAAGGUCCUCAGCUACUAUUGCAUGGGGUAUACCAUUCAAUGAUGGUGGCAGCAAGAUUGUCGGAUACGUCGUGGAGCGCAAGCCAUGGAGUGAUGAUGAGUGGGAUGAUGCCCACUGGUUGAAGUGUAACUACACCACCAUCACGGAGACUCACUUCACAGUCAGGGGACUGGGUGAAGGAGAAAUCUUUGAAUUCCGUGUCAUUGCCAGAAAUGGAGCCGGAGUUCACAGUGCACCAUCUGAAACAACAGGACCGAUCACCUGCAAGGAUGAAUACACUCCUCCCAAAGCUGAACUUGACAGCUCUCUUGUUGGAGAGCACGUCACUGUCCGGGCUGGGUCAGACCUGGUCCUUGAUGGUGUAGUUGGUGGUAAACCCGAACCCAUAGUAUGGUGGGCCAAGGGUGACAAGGUCCUGGAGCUGGGAGAGAAAUACUCCCUGACAUACACCAGUUCAAGAGCCAUGGCCAUCAUCAAGUCCUGCAACAGAAAUGACACUGGAAGAUAUGUUCUGACCGCGAAGAACGCCAGUGGAACGAAGACAGUGGCUGUCAAUGUUAAAGUACUCGAUACACCAGGGCCUCCUGAGGACAAGAUCACAAUCACCAGGGUGACAGAGGAGAAGUGCACUGUGUCUUGGAAGAUCCCUCUGGAGGACGGUGGAGAUCUGGUCACUCAUUACAUUGUUGAUAGGCGUGAGACCAGCAGACUCAACUGGGUGAUCAUGGAGACAGAGUGCAAGACUCUGUCUUGUGUCAGCUCCAAACUGAUCAAGAACAACGAGUACGUCUUCCGUGUCAGAGGAGUCAACAAGUUCGGACCUGGUGUGCCCUUGGAGUCCGAGCCUGUCAUCGCCAGAAACGCAUACACUAUCCCAUCACAACCUGGAGCACCAGAGGUCACAGCUGUAGGAAAAGAGCACGUCAUCAUUGAAUGGAUGAAACCUGAGAGUGAUGGUGGAAGUGAGAUCAAGAAUUACCUAGUGGACAAACGUGAGAAGAGCAGCUCCAGAUGGACCAGGGUCAAUAAGACCUUUACCAUCUACGACAUCCGCCUGAAGAUCUCUGGUCUGCUGGAAGGCAGUGAUUACCAGUUCCGUGUUACAGCCGUGAACACAGCUGGAAACAGCCAGCCCAGUGAAGCCUCUCAGUAUGCCUACUGUAGAGAGCCAACAUACACUCCAGCCCCUCCUUCAAUUCCACGUGUGGUAGAUUCCACCAAGCAUAGCAUUAGCUUGCAAUGGACCAGACCAAUGUAUGAUGGUGGUGCUGAUGUUGUUGGCUACGUGGUGGAGGUGCUUGAGGAAGGAACCGAGCAGUGGUACAGGGCCACUCAGAAGACUCUGAAGACCAAUUUGUUUGUUGCCGCUGGACUUCAAAGCAACAAGAAGUACAGCUUCCGCGUCGCAGGAGUCAAUAGUAAUGGCACUGGGGAAUUCAGCGAACCAAGUGUGGAAAUUGAGCCGGUUGAGAAACUUUCAAUCCCUGAUCUUGAUCUUCCUGAUGAUCUGAAGAAGACUGUGUGUCUGAGAGCUGGUAACACUCUGAGGCUGUUUGUCAAUGUGACUGGAAGACCUGCACCAGUAUUGACCUGGAGGAAACCUGGCAUUGACCUGCAGAGCCGUGGGUUCAUUGAUACAACUGACAGUUACACUCAACUGAUUGUUGAGAAGGUUCAUCGUUACGAUUCUGGCAAAUACACCAUUGAGGCUGAAAAUCCAUCUGGCAAGAAAUCAGCAACCAUUCUCGUCAAAGUUUAUGACACUCCUGGACCACCCGGUUCAGUUAGAGUCAAAGACUACACAAGGGAGUCUGUCGUCAUCACAUGGGAUGUACCAAGUAUUGAUGGUGGAGCCCCUGUGAACAACUACAUCAUUGAGAAACGUGAAGCUUCAAUGAAAUCCUACAAGACCGUUACAACAGAAUGCAGGAAGACCUUGUUCAGAAUCACUGGCCUGGAGGAAUCAGUACACUACUUCUUCAGAGUGUUACCAGAGAACAUAUAUGGUGUUGGAGAACCAUGUGAAAUCCCUGAAUCAGUGUUGAUCUGUGAAGUUCCCAGCCUUCCUCAGGAUCUGCACAUUGUGGAUAUCGGCAAGACCUCAGCAAUCCUGAACUGGGAAAGACCUCUUCACGAUGGUGGAAGCAGACUGACGGGCUACGUCAUUGAAGCUAACAUCGUUGGAUCAGACAGAUGGAGUGCAGUGGCCACCGUUAAACAGUCCAUGUCCCAGCACACCGUCACUGGUCUGACAGAGAAGGAGACUUAUCUCUUCAGAAUCAGAGCUACAAACAGCAGAGGAGUCAGCGAGCCUAGGGAGAUUACAGGACCUGUGGUCAUUCAGGAACAACUACUGGCACCCUAUAUUGAUCUGACCGGCAUUCCACAGAAGAUUGUCCAUGUGCCAGCCGGUAAACCAAUCAACAUCAAUAUUCCUAUAAAAGCCCAACCUACUCCAGUUUGCAGCUGGUCCUUCAAUGGUACAAAGAUGAAGGAUAGUCUUGACCGGGUUAAGAUUGAGUCUAAUGGAAAAUACACCAAACUGACUGUGCGUGAGACAACCAUUGAUGACACCGGUAGCUACACUCUUCAAGUGAAGAAUUCCAUAGGAACUGCAACAGAGAUACUCAAAGUUAUCAUUCUUGAUAAACCUGGAAUACCCAUUGGACCAAUCACAGUUGAUGCUGUUGAUGCCACAUCGGUAACGGUCAGCUGGGAACCACCAGAGAAGGAUGGCGGUGCCAACGUCAGUGGCUAUGUUGUUGAGCAGCGUGACGCUCACCGCCCCGGAUGGCUACCAGUGUCCGAAUCUGUCACCAGACCCACAUUCAAGUUCACCAGAUUGUCUGAGGGAACUGAGUAUGUGUUCCGUGUGGCUGCAACCAACCGCUUCGGCAUUGGAGGAUUCUUGCAGUCUGAAGUUGUUGAAUGCAAGAGUCUCAAGACCGUACCCAGUGCACCAAACAGACCUGAUGUACUGGAUGUGACUCAUGAAGGAAUGACCAUCACAUGGCAGUCACCAGAAGAAGAUGGAGGGUCCCAGGUGUCUGGAUACAUAAUUGAGCGCAAAGAGGUCAGAUCUGAAAGGUGGAUGAGCAUCGUUAAGAACCCAGUCACCAUGACCAGAUACAGAUCAUCUGGUCUGUGCGAAGGCAAUGAGUAUGAGUUCCGCGUGAUCGCCCUGAACUCAAGAGGCUCGAGCAAACCCAGUAUGGCAUCUAAACCAGCUAUCGCCAUGGAUCCCAUUGAGCCUCCUAGCACACCACAGUUCCCCAUGGUUACAGACACCACCAGAACUUCGGUGUCUCUGGCUUGGAGUCCUCCUGAGGAAGAGGGUGGUUCCGUCGUCACUGGUUACCUGAUUGAGAUGCAGAAGGUGGACCAGGUGGAAUGGACCAUGUGCAACACGACACCCAUAAAAAUCUGUGAAUACACUCUGACACACAUGCCUCAGGGAGCUGAGUACAAGUUCCGUGUGAUGGCCUGCAACGCUGGUGGACCCGGAGAGCCAGUCGAGAUCCCAGGAAUCGUCAAGGUUAUAGAAAUGCUCGACUAUCCUGACUACGAACUGGACCCCAAAUACGAGGAAGGCUAUGUGGUCAGACAAGGAGGAGUCAUCAGGCUGUCUGUGCCAAUCAAGGGUAAACCAGUCCCUAUCUGCAAGUGGACAAAGGAAGGCCGAGAUGUCUCUCACCGAGCUAUGAUCGCCACCAAUGAUGAUAUCACUGAACUUGUGAUCAAAGAAGCCCACAGAGACGACACCGGAACAUAUGACCUGGUGCUAGAGAAUAAAUGUGGCAGAAAGGCUGUCUACAUCAAUGUUAAAGUGAUUGGACGUCCAGACGCACCGGAAGGUCCCCUUGAGUUUGAUGAUAUCCAGGCUCGCUCCGUACGAGUCAGCUGGAGACCUCCCUCUCAAGACGGUGGCUCUGAUAUCCUGGGUUACAUCGUUGAACGGCGUGAGGUAUCAAAGGUAGCAUGGUACACUGUGGACUCAAGAGUGGUGGACACAGCUCUGGUGGUCAAGGGACUGAAGGAGAAUGUUGAAUACCACUUCAAGAUCACUGCUGAAAACCAAUUUGGUGUGAGCAGAUCUCUCAAAUCAGAUGAAUGUGUCACUCCGAAGACACCCCUGUCUCCUCCAGAACCUCCAAUCAACCCACCAGAAGUUAUGGAUGUCACAAAGAGCACUGUUGCUCUCUCUUGGGGCAGACCAAAGGAUGAUGGUGGCGCCCGCAUUUCAGGAUAUUACGUUGAGAGGAGAGAGGUGUCCACAGAGAAGUGGGUGCGUCACAACAAGACACACAUCACCACUACAAUGUACAGUCUCACUGGACUCAUCCCUGAUGCUGAAUACCUGUUCCGUGUCGUGGCACAAAACGACAUUGGUCAGAGUGAACCUGGACCAGUAUCUGAAAAUGUUAUAUGCAAAGAUCCAUUUGACAAACCCGGUCAACCAGGUGAGAUUGAUAUCAUCUCCGUUGCCAAAGACUUUAUCACUAUUCACUGGCUGCGGCCAGAAUGUGAUGGUGGCAAAGAGAUCCUGGGUUACUGGAUUGAAUUUAGACAGGCAGGAGAAAGUGCCUGGAAGAAAUGCAACAAGGAGCGUUCCAAGGACAGACAGUUCACCAUGGGUGGUCUGAUGGAGGCUACAGAGUACGAGUUCAGAAUCCUUGCAGAAAAUGAAACCGGAAUGAGUAGACCUCGCAGGACUGCCAUGGGCAUCAAGACUAAACUGAGCUUGGGAGAGGCUCCUAGUCUCAAGGAAGACAUGGCAGAUGUCAUUGCAAAACUUGGUGAAUCAGGAACUCUGACAUGUCAGAUUAUUGGACGUCCCCUUCCUGAAAUCAGAUGGUACAGAUAUGGCAAGGAGCUGAUCCAGAGCCGCAAGUACAAGAUGAGUUCUGAUGGUCGCAACCAUUCACUGACUGUGGCCACAGAUGAACAGGAAGAUGAGGGCAUGUACACUUGCAGAGCAGUCAAUGAAGCCGGUGAAACAGAGUCCAGCGGCAAGCUGCGCUUGCAGGCCACACCUGCUUUCCACCCUGGAUUCCCAUUGAAGGAGAAAUACACUGCAGGGUGUGGAACAAGUCUUCGUCUCCAUGUUGUCUACAUUGGCCGUCCAAUUCCUCAAAUCAUGUGGUUCUAUGCAAAGAAGCCUCUCAACGCUUCUGAAAAUGUGAUCAUUGAAAACACUGAGAGUUACACUCAUCUGGUUAUAAGGAAUGUACAGCGCAAGACAAACGCUGGAAAAUACAAGGUGCAAUUGACCAACAAAUUUGGAACUGUUGAAACCAUACUCAAGGUUGAAAUUCAAGAUAAACCAACCAAACCCGAGGGGCCUAUUGUUGUUGAUGCUGUGUUGAAGAGUGCAGUGAUCAUCAGCUGGAAACCACCGAAGGAUGACGGUGGAUCAAUGAUCACCAAUUACAUUGUGGAGAAAAGAGAAGCAAAGGAAGGCGAGCAGUGGCAACUUGUGUCAUCGUCAGUCUCAGGAAACACUUGCAGGAUUCCAAAUCUGAUUGAAAAUGCUGGAUACUACUUCCGUGUUUCUGCUCAGAACCAAUAUGGAGUCAGUGAGGCACUUGAGGUUCCAAGUGUUCUCAUUAUCAAGAGUCCAUUCGAAAAACCUGGAAUUCCCAUGCAGCCUGUUGUCACAGAAGUGACCAAGGAUUCUUGUCUUGUGUUCUGGAAACCACCAAAAGACGAUGGAGGUGCAAAGAUAAAUAACUAUUUCCUGGAUAAACGAGAGAAGAAACAGAACAAAUGGAUCGCUUGUACAUCCAAUGAAAUCCACGAGACACAUUUCUCUGUAAAAGGCCUUCUUGAGGGCUUUGAGUAUGAGUUCCGUGUGAAAUGUGAAAACAUGGGUGGUGAGAGUGGUUGGAGUGAGGUGUCAGAGGCCGUCAUUCCCAAAUCAGGUCUCACAAUGAAACCUCCUGUCUUCAGAGAAGAAAUGAGACCAGACAUGAUUGUGAAGUUUAAGUCCAAUGCUACAUUUGUCACCAAAAUUGUUGGACAUCCCAUCCCUGCCGUGAAAUGGUACAAGAAUGGCAAGGAAAUUGUUUCAGAUGGAAUCAAAAUCAAAUUGCAAGAAUUCAAGGGAGGCUAUUACCAACUUAUUAUUGCUAAUGCUGAGGACAGUGACACAGGUGUCUAUCAAGUCAGGGCAACAAACCAAGGAGGAUCUAUCUCUACAACAGUGAAUCUGACUGUUGAAGUUCCUGCCAAGAUCCACCUACCUCUAGAACUGCAAGGCAUGGGGGCAGUCCAUGCUGUCAAGGGUGAAGUGGUUACCAUUAAGAUUCCAAUCAGUGGCAAACCCGACCCUCAAAUCCAAUGGCAGAAGGGACCAGAGAUCAUGGGAUCAUCUGCCCACACUCAAGUGAUUGUCACAAGAUCAUUUACUUCACUCGUCUUUCCUAAAGGAGUUCAGAAGAAGGAUACAGGUUACUAUGUAAUCACUGCCAAGAACCGAUUCGGAGCUGACAAACAGACCAUUGAAGUUGCCGUGGCAGAUGUACCAGAUCCUCCUAAGGGCAUUAAAGUCAGUGAAAUCACUAGAGAUUCCAUCACUCUAACCUGGAGUCCUCCUGAAAAAGAUGGCGGAAGCCCUAUCGUCAACUACAUUAUCCAGAAGUGCCCCACAUCGGGUGACAGGUGGAUCCGCGCUGGUAAAACCAACGAGCCUAAAUACACCAUGAUCGCUCUGUUUGGCAAGACAAAGUACCAGUUCCGUGUCAUUGCGGAGAACCAGUUUGGUCUAAGCGAUCAUUCUGAACCAACUGAGCCUGUUACAACAAUAGAGGAUAAAUCUGUUAUCAGAAACUACGAUGAAGAAGUUGAUGAAGCUAGAGAAAUCACCAAAGAAGAGGCUCCACAUUCAUCAAAAAUCAAGAUGGUGGCUGCCCAGUACACAAUAUCUGAAGAGCUGGCACGUGCCGGAACAUUUGGCGUUGUUCAUCGCUGUGUUGAAAACAAGUCCAAGAAGACAUUCAUGGCCAAGUUUAUCAAGAUUAAAGGUACUGAUCAGGAGCUGGUUGCUAGGGAAAUUGAGACACUCAAUCUUGCUAAACACAAAAACUUCAUGUACCUACACGAGUCCUUUGACAGUUUGGAAGAAAUGGUCUUGAUCUACGAGUUUAUCUCAGGCGUGGACAUCUUUGAACGACUUGGCACAGGCAACUUUGAGCUCUCAGAACUGGAGAUUGUUAGGUACCUGAGACAGGUGUGCUCAGCUCUGAAGUUCUUGCACAAACUCAACUAUGCUCAUUUUGAAAUCAAACCUGACAACAUUGUCUACACCACAAGAAAGAGCACAAACAUCAAAAUUAUUGAAACGGGCCAGGCUAGAUUACUGACUCCUGGAGAAAAUAUCAGAAUCAAUUUCACUGCACCAGAGUACUGUGCACCUGAAGUCCACUGCCAUGGUCUUGUCAGCACUGCAACUGACAUGUGGUCAGUUGGUGUGCUAACCUAUGUGCUCCUCAGUGGACUUAAUCCCUUUGCAGCAGAAUCAACCACAAAAAUGAUUGAAAAUAUCUCAAAUGCAGAAUACAUCUUUGACAGUGAGGCCUUCAAAGAGACCAGCAUCGAAGGUAUGGACUUCUGUGACAGACUUCUGUGUAAAGACCUGAAGAAACGUAUGACUGCUCAUGAAGCUUUGGAACAUCCUUGGCUUAGGUUGAAGCUGGAACACCUCAGCACAAAGACUAUCAAAACAUUGAGACACAGAAGAUACUACCAGACAUUGGUGAAGAAAGACAGAGAGACAAUCGUCUCAGCAGCGCGUGUUGCUUUUGGUGGUGGAUUCAGGAGUUACAGAGGUUAUGCAGUUGGCAAAGUCAAGAUUGCGUACCCUGUAGAAGGUCUGAGAGCCGGUCCAGUCAUGCAUGGAUCUUCAGAGGAAGGUGGGCAUGUCAGAUUUGUUUGCAACAUUGAAAACUACGACGAAACCACAAAAGCAAUUUGGUACUUUGGCACCCGCCAGUUAACAGCAAGUCACAAAUAUGAAAUCAGCUACUUCAAUGGAGUUGCUAGCAUCUACGUCAAGGAAAUUGAAACAUCUGAUGAUGGUGUCUACAGAUGCAAAGUUGUCAGUCAGGAUGGUGAAGAUAGCACCUAUGGAGAACUCUUCGUUGAAACUGUGAGAUGCUAUCGUGAACACUUUAUUGGACGCUCACUUACAAAGAAGAGAAAGCUUGAUAAGCAAAGACUUAUGCAAAGACCACCAGAGUUCACUCUGCCUCUGUACAACCGCACUGCUUACAUCGGUGAAGAUGUUCGUUUUGGUGUAACCAUAACAGUGCAUCCAGAGCCAACAGUAACAUGGUUGAAGGCUGGACAGAAAAUCAAACGAGAUGAUAAGAAGUACACUUUCAUUAGUGACAAGGGUCUUUAUCAAUUGAUGAUCCACAAUCUUGAACUUGAUGACGAUGCUGAAUAUACUGUUAUGGCCCACAACAAGUUUGGUGAAGAUAGUUGCACCGCACGUCUGACAGUGACACCUCACCCUGUUAGUGAAGACACCAUGAGGCCAAUGUUCAAACGGCUGUUGGCUAAUGUGGAGUGUGUAGAGGGCCAUAGUGUCCGUUUUGACUUGAGGGUCUCUGGAACACCUGCACCAACCCUGAAGUGGGAGAAGGAUGGCAGGCCAUUGGAAUUUAACCAACAAAUCGCAGUUGUCCAAGAAGAUGUAGACUAUCACGUUCUGCAUGUCAGAGAAACUCUUAUUGAGGAUUCAGGUCUUUACAAAGUUACCGCAACAAACUGUGUUGGAUCAGUGUGUUGCCAGGCCACACUGAAGGUGGACCGCAUUACAUAUAAAAGAAGAGAAUAUAAGAGUGAGGUGGAACAACAGAAGUAUGUUCAACAACAAAUUGACAAGACACUGAAAAUGGCACAAAGCCUUUCCACCACUGAAGUUACUGGAUUCAACCAAGUGGCUCAAGAGGCUUUGAAACACGCUGCAGACAUAUACAAGCCAGGAGUGAGCACUAAACACUGCGAGGGUGAAUUUGAUAUCACAGAAGAAAAACCAUUCGUAAAGAUCGAGGAAAGGAAACUUUGCAUGCCAUAUAGAAUUCCUGAGCCACGUGUCCAUGAUGCAAGUGCUCUGGAUGAAGACCUGUUGAUUAAACACUUUGUACCUUUGUCUGACAUGAAGUGGUACAAGAAACUCAGAGACCAGUAUGAAAUGCCUGAGCGGAUGGAGAAGAUUGUACAGAAGAGACAGAAACGCAUUCGUCUCUCCAGGUGGGAGCAAUUCUAUGUCAUGCCCCUUCCUAGAAUCACUGACCAGUAUAGGCCUAGAUGGCGUAUUCCAAAGCUCACACAAGAUGACUUGGAAACAGUAAGACCAGCAAGACGGUCACCUUCUCCUGGAUCAGAGGCAUCCUUCAGAUCACGAAGACGCUCCCUGGGUGAUAUGAGUGAUGAAGAGCUUCUGCAGCCCAUUGACGAUUACCUCUCAAUGAAGAAAGCUGAGGAGGAAAGGCUCCAACUUGACGAGGAGCUUGAACUUGGCUUCUCUGCCUCCCCACAAAGCAGCCCUGUCCGGUUCGAGUUAUCUGCUCUGCGUCAUGAAGCAAAGAAACAUGUUGCAAGAAGAGGAGUAUCACAAGUAACCGAGCACAAGGUCAAGAGAACAGAAGUUUCACAGUUCAUGAGGAGGAGAAGAUCACUGUCUCCUACAUACAUUGAGCUGAUGCGCCCUGUUUCUGAGCUGAUAAGAGCUCCUCGCCCAUGUCCUCUAGGGCCAGAGGAGAUUGUGGAAAGGAGAUCACCCACCCCUGAGAGGACACGUCCACACUCCCCCAGCCCCCCAGCUUCAGCUGAGAGAUCCUCCCGCUCAUCCUCAAGAUUUGAGAGGUCAGCCAGAUUCGACAUCAUGUCCAGAUACGAGUCAAGAAAGGCUGCACUGAAAUCUGAGCGCAAGUACCAGACAGUGACCCAAACACCCUUCAGCCUCGACCACGCCCCACGUGUGACCGUGAGAAUGCGUUCUCAUCGCGUCCCAUGUGGUCAGAAUACAAAGUUCACUCUGAAUGUCCAAGCGAAGCCUGAGGCUGAGAUCCAGUGGUUCCACAAUGGACAACUGAUUCAACAAAGUGAGAAGUUCCGCUUCACAAACAUGAGUGGAGUGCUGUCUAUACAGAUCUGUGAUUGUCAGGCAGAGGACAGUGGCACGUACCGUGUUGUUUGCUCAAACUCAAAGGGAGAAGCGUCCGACUAUGGUAUCCUUGAUGUUUCUGAAGAUGAAUUCUCCACAUAUACAUCACGUCGUAAAGAUGAGGAGGCUCCACAACCAUUUGUUCCUGAUAUCACAAAGACAGACCAUUACCACAUAUCAUCCUUCAAGGCAGCUUCCUCCUCAGCAACACACAUGGAGGUGAAGGAAAGUAAAUCAAAGUUAACUGAAACACGUGAAACAUAUGAAAGAUAUGAUACAUCUGAACGAUUUGUAUCUGCAUCUGAAAAAUAUGCUGCAUCCGCUAAGUAUGCAUCAACUGAAUACUUAACAUCUGCAGCAUCCUUAUCAUCAGCAUCUUCUGGAAAGUUUGAAUUGACUGAAAGAUACUUGUCGGGUGAAAGACAUGCAUCGUCUGAAAGAUACGCAUCAUCAGACACAUAUGCUUCAUCUGAAACAAAAAUUAGGGCUAUGGAGGAGUCAGAAGUUGAGCAAGUGACUGUUCAUAAAGUCAAGUCGACUCUGGCAGCCAGAAUAAUAACUAAACCACAGUCUGUAACAGUUAAUGAGGGAGAGACUGCUCGAUUCACUUGCGACAUUGAUGGCGAACCAGCACCAACUGUUACAUGGAUGCAUGAAGGACAAGUCAUUGUAUCCUCUCAUCAUCGUAUGGUGUCAACCACGCAGUACAAGUCUACCUUUGAAAUUUCCUCUGUCCAAUCUUCUGAUGAAGGAAGCUAUACACUGGUGGUUGAGAAUGCUGAGGGGAGACAAGAGACUCGGUUUAGCCUGACCAUUUUCAGAGCAAUUGUUGAAGAGGAGUUUGUUGUCUCAGUGAAGUCACCAGAGCCUGGAUUCAAGUCUCCUGAACGAGUAGCUUCACCUCCCAGUGUUCCCCCAACCCCUACCUCAUCAAUCAAGUCUCCUGAACCAAUCAUGUCACCCGCUAGUGGGAAGUCGCCAACCCCAUCAAUCAAGUCUCCUGAACCAAUUACUUCGCCUCCAAGGGUGAAAUCCCCUCCCCCAGUCAAGUCUCCUGAGCCAGUCAUGUCACCAAAGGGAGUGAAAUCACCUCCCAGGAUCAAGUCUCCUGAACCAGUUGUAUCGCCUCCAAGGGUGAAGUCCCCUCCCCAAGUCAAGUCUCCUGAGCCAAUCAUGUCGCCAAAGGGAGUAAAAUCACCUCCCAGAGUCAAGUCUCCUGAACCAGUUGUCUCACCUCCAAGGGUGAAGUCCCCUCCCCCAGCCAAGUCUCCUGAACCAAAAGGAGUGAGGUCACCUCCCCAAGUCAAGUCUCCUGAACCAAAAGGAGUGAAGUCACCUCCCCAAGUCAAGUCUCCUGAACCAAAAGGAGUGAAGUCACCUCCCCAAGUCAAGUCUCCUGAACCAAUCACUUCACCUAAGAGAAUCAAAUCUCCACUAACUGUGAAAUCCCCAACUCCUAAAGCUCCAAAGAUUGUCCAACAACUCACAGCCGAAAACUCAAAAGACAAAGUGAGAAUGUCCUGUGUAUCUGAAAGCAGCGUGAGAGAAGUUGUGUGGUACAGGAAUGGAGUGAAACUGACACAGAGCAGUCACUAUGAGUUCCACAUGUCUGUCGAUGGGCAUUGUUCCCUCAUUAUCAAUGACCUCUCUGAGAAGGACCAGGGAGAAUACUCUUGUGAGCUUAUCUCAGAAGGAGGAGUCUCAGCUAAAUCUUCAUUCUCAUUUGUCGGCCAAGUGUUCCAAUCCAUCUACACUAAAGUCACAGCUUAUGUGCAGCAACACAUGGCCAUGAAAGUGAAAACCAAACAAGUAACAAUGAGUCAAAAAGAGGCAUCUAUGGCUAUGGCUUCCCAUACAAGUUCAGAACAGGUCGUUAAGAAAGAAGUCCACGGAGGAGCUCAGAUGAUGAUGAUGGGGGAGAGUGCUGCUCUUAGUAGCAUGCAGGAAAGCUUCUCUUCCCAAUCAGCCCACAUGGCUUCUUCUUCUAUGCACCAGGAGACCUCUUUCAGCAGCUCCAGUAUGUCUAGCAUGGCUGCCAUGGCUGCUGAAAUGCAGAUGGAAACCAUGUCUCUAUCUAGCAUGUCUUCCAUGACAUCUUCCCAUACCAUGAGCUCCAGCAGUAUGACCGAAAUGAUGAGUCACUCUCACCUGGAGGGGUCCUCCAUGAGAUCCAUUGCACAGGGUAUGCUAGGUGCAACAGGUGCACCAAGAAUUGAAGCUCUCCCAGAGGAUAUAACCAUUGAACUUGGGAAGGUUCUCACCGUAGCCUGUGCUUUCUCCGGAGAGCCCACCCCUAACAUCGAAUGGUCCCGCAGUGGAAAAACCCUACCUGGUGAGAAGCAUGGCGGUAGGUUCCAUAUCGAGACCUCAGAGGACCUCACUACACUCAUCAUCACCAGUGUGAAAGAGGAGGAUGCUGGAGUGUACACCCUCAAACUGUACAAUGACUUUGGAUCUGACACUGCAACAGUAACUGUAAGCAUUCGAUCAUAAAAUUUAAAAAACAGUCCAAAUAUUUCUAUCCUCCCCUUUCCCAACUUCAAUGCUUUUUAUUUAUUAAUUUAACAAAAAAUAAUCUUACUUAAUAAAGACCUGGAUUUCUGUUAUUGUAAAUAUGAACUAUUUUUAUACCAAACAUGACAUAAAUUUAUGCCAAACUAGACUAAAGUCUAAAGUUGUUAUAAAAUGUGCCAUAUUGGAUAAUUAUGACUUAGGAUUUUUGAUCCAUUUUUCUGUGACAUGUACAUAAUGUAUAUAGCCGAAUUUAACGGUUAUGGAAAAUGUAUGAAUUGUUAUUUAUGACAAUAUUAACUGAAACAAAAGGAACUAAAUGUUUAACAGGAGAAAGUUUCACAUGAAACGAAUACCCUG